CGCAUGAAAACAUCCACCGGUCAAUGAUGGCUGAUAAAAGUCCAGGAAAGCCUCCUUCCUCCGGGAACGACGACGACCGCAGUCGCCCUGAGAAGCACAAGCGGUCGCUCCUUAACAAGGUGUCCUUCUUCGAGCAGGUCUGGUGGGGGCGAAACAGGUCGCCUUCGUUAGAGAGGAAGGCGCCACCAUCAGCUGAACGCAGGAGAUCCCCUUCAGUAGAGCGUGGAGAAGAAGCCUUACCUGACGAGGCUGAUGCCGGCCCCAAGAAGGAGAAGCGCCCCCGGCGGGAGAGCGCCAGCCCGGGUAGGGAUACGCCCCAGGGACACCGCGGCGCCUCCGCCAAGAGUGACGAGGAGUGGGAGUGGGUGGAGGACGAGACGACCUCCACCUUGGCAGAAGACAUCGAGCGUCGCCUCGAGGAAAGACGACGUAUGAGGUCGGGAAGCAUGACCCCGACCCGAGAGUGGGCUCAGCUCCGCCGGAGCACCGAUGAUGACAAGACUUGUGGCGAGCGAAGAGGAUCAACCCCUGAGCCCUGGGAGUCUACCUUCUCUGCUAAGGAAAGUUCCUUGGCUGAAGAGAUCGAGCGUCGACUGGAGCACCAUCGUCAGGAGGUGCUGCAGAAACUGUCGUCGCCGGUGAAGGAGUGGCCUCAGCUCCGUCGCUCCCCCGCCACGAGGUCCAGCCGCGGCACAACACCAGAGAGACAGACGCCCGACCUCGGCGCCACAUCCACCAGCAGGAGACGCACCACUAGCGGCGACAACACCAGCCGCCGCGAGAGAAGUGCUUCCCCUGGUCGACACACUGUGGUGCGAGAGGUGGUGACCAGCGCUGAGCGUGGAGACGGCGUCACCACACACACCACCACUCUCUGGGACACCGGGGCUGGCAAGCCACACGUAGAAACACGCACCACCACUGACGAUCUUCAGGAGGAAGAUCCCAGCAGCGUUGGGCGUGACGGAUACACACGUGUGGAGGAAGAGCAAUACGAGAGCCGUGAACGUGGCGAGCGGAAGAGGUACAACCGCGUGGUAGUUCGCCGCAGUCUUGACAGAGCUGUCACUACCUCGCCGGAACCUAUGGAGCAGGAGCUGGUCUCGCCACGACUGACAAGUCCCCCACCAGACACCACGACACAGUCCCGCGACACCCGCAGCAGGACUCCCUCGGAACCCAAGUCACGUUUACGCUCACGAACGCCCUCAGUUGAACGUAUCCUGGAGGUAGAGGAAGAAGACACAACGACUGUGUCCUUUGGUUCCUCCACUGAUCCUAGAGUCGAGGGCCAGCGACGAGAUACUUACGACAGCAGUGUAACCCUCGAACACUCCCCAGGCAAAGUCCAGGGCUCAGACGAGAGUCCGACUGAGUCUGGCAGGGAGUCGAGGAGUCCUGAAGGUGGUCUUACUAUGGAGGCUGUGAGCACGGUACAAUGGGAGGGUGGCGGUACUAAGAACGAGGUGCGACGGUACAGCAGUAAGGUAAAGAUCCGCGACAGGGAUCCCGCAUAUACCAAGUACGUCCUCACCUCGCGUACCACCUCCCGCGACUCCCUCUUCUCCAGCCCUAGCAGCGAGGACGCCCCCAGCUGGGACGGCAGCGCCCCAGCUUGGGCCUCGCGCACCGGACAUCAGGACGAGGACGAGGAAGACAACACCCCCAGCGUCUUCCGCUUGCGUUCUCACCAAUACCAGGAGCACAUCUCUACCCUGAAAGAUGAGCAGGAGAGAGUCCAGAAGAAAACCUUCAUGAACUGGAUCAACGCACAUUUAUCUCGGCAUGUUCCACCGCUGAAGCUAAAUGUGCUGAUCGAGGACUUGAAGGAUGGGACGGCGCUGCUGGCCCUGCUGGAGGUGCUGUCGGGGGAGAAGCUGCCCAUUGAGAAGGGCCGCGUCCUCCGUCGUCCCCACUUCCUCAGCAACGCCAACACUGCUCUACAGUUCCUGCAGAGCAAGAGGAUCAAGCUGGUGAACAUCAACCCGACGGACCUGGUGGACGGGCGGCCGUCAGUGGUGCUGGGGCUGAUAUGGACCAUCAUCCUCUACUUCCAGAUCGAGGAGAACACCCGUCAGCUGGAGCGCCUGAGCCAGCUGAUGGAACAAGAGGGUGGCUCCAGGAGCGACUCGCCCUUCUCAGUGGGGUCGGCGACGGAGGGGUGCACCAUCUCCCGUGACAGGCCGCCCUCCGUCACCCGUCGGUCUGCCGCUGCCGAGAAGUGGAAGAUGGGGGCGAAGAAGGCCCUGCUGGAGUGGGUCCGACAGACCAUUACCAAGAAAUAUGGCAUAGUUGUAAAUGAUUUUGGCUGCAGUUGGCGUGACGGGACAGCAUUCCUGGCUCUCAUACAGUGUAUCAACCCACGGCUUGUUAACCUGCAGUCAAUGAAACAGAUGACAAACAAAGCUCGUUUAGAAGCUGCAUUCCGUGUUGCUGACAAGGGCUUGGGCAUCCCUCGUCUGCUCGACUCAGAAGAUGUGGAUGUGGACAAACCUGAUGAAAAGUCCAUCAUGACCUACGUGGCUGCAUUCCUUAACAAAUUCCCAGAGCCAGGAACCACCACAGUUCCGCCAUGCACAAGUCCAACACUGGAAGCUGCAUCAUCAGGAGACAUGUUCAGUGAAAUAGAAAUGGAAUAUUCCGAGCUGACAACUUGGCUCUCGCACACAUCCAACUGGCUUGACACCCUGCACGAUCCAGCAACACAUGGCAACAUCAACUAUGAGAGAUUCAAAGCCCUCAAAUCCGAAGCAGAUGAAAAGGCAUUGAUCUACGAGAAGCUCAAGGGUUUGGUGGAGUCUCGGUCAUCCAUGGUAUCCAUCACAACCGACUCCUGGGCUGACAUCACAGCCUCCUGGAAUAAGGUAUCACUUCAGAUGUCACAUUGGACCUGGCUCUUAGAUGCAACUCUCCCAGGUGCUCUUGGUCCCAUUGGUGAGUGGCUGAGCCGUGCUGAGUCUGUGCUCGGCACUGAAGACAAGCUUUAUGGAAAGAAUGAUGAGAUUGCCAAUUUGUUAAGUAGAAAGAUAGAAGAACACAAGGCAUUCUUCGCAGAGCUACCAUCAAUUGCAGCAAAGUUUGAGGCAGUGAAAAACUCUGCUGAUGCAUCUUCCAUCCCACAACAGCAGCUUGAGUACAUGGAACUGAGGCUAAAAACUAUUGCCCCUCGUGCAGCACAAAGGAAAAUCAAACUUAAGUACCUGGAACACAGAUACUGCUUGGUAGCAUUCCUGAUUUUAGUGGAAGCAAAACUGAAGACUUGGGCUGUGAAAUAUGGCAAGGAACAAGAAGUUCAGCAAAUUCUUGCGGAAUACCGAUCCUUUGUUGGAACACGAAAUAUUUUCCAAGAGUUUGAUCGAGCCUUCCACGAAAUGCAACAGGUUUCUGAGGCAUAUAAAAAAGAUUCUAAUCUAAGUAAAGCUGAGAGUGAUGGUAUUGCCAACUUCUUGCUCGAGAUGAAUGAACGAUGGAAGAAUGUUUCGGUGGAGUUGAGGUGUAUUCAGAGUCUGCUGGAGGAGGUCAUAACCUACUGGAAAAAAUUCAUUGAGCUCACACAAGAGUUUGAGGCAUGGUUGGAUCGGGCCUUGGCCAUGGUCAGCCUCUCUGAAGAAGAUAAGAUGGAUUACUUUCAGGAUUUGGGUGAAUGGAAGGAGAAGCACAGUGAAAUGAAUGAAACUGGUAACUUCUUGGCUGCCACAUGUCGUCCAGAAGUAGCUCAAGAGAUCCGGGAAAAACUCAUCACAGUUAAUACCAAAUGGGAUGAACUCUUCCAGUUUGUGCAACAGUAUCUUCAUCGUGGGCAGAUAAUGCGAACCAAAAACGACUACCAGUCUGGACAGGACCGACUUGAAUUGUGGCUUGAGAAUGCUGAGGUCAUUCUUAAUUCCACAAAUGUGUGUACAGUUGAAGCAGUGAAAACAUAUGGAGAGCAGCUUAAAAAACUAAAUGCUGAUAUUGAAGAAAUGGAACUACUCUUCAAAAAUAUUUCUAAGGCUUUCCAGGCUCUAGUUCAAGACUUAUCACCUGAUGAGAUUGAGAGAAUGAUGUGGUCUCUCAAGCAAGAAAAGGAAGAGCUAGUUAGAUAUCGAGCAGUCAUUCCUCAAAAGAUGUACCUUACAACUCAAAUUAUAACUCAACUGGAAGCAGUGGACAGUGGAAUUAUUGAAAUAAACCACUGGCUAGAUGAAGCAGUGAGCCUCUUGGACUCCUUUACACUCCAUGGCACAAAUGAACAUAUGCAGGGCCAACUUACUAAACAUAAAAGUGAAGAUCCCGAGUCACCCUUUUCUUUCAUCGCCAUCAAUGAGACGGCAAGAAUCCAACUAGAGAAACAUAGGGCCUUCUUUUCCCGCCAACUGUACUAUAAGUCAAUGCUUGACACAAAAAAUCGUGUCUAUCAAAAUCUUCUGCGGACUACAAAUGACGGUGAAAAUCUUAAUGUUCAAGAUCUACAAGAAAAAAUAAAUAAACUUAAUGAGAGAUUUUCCAGUGUGACUGCUGCUUCUGUAACGUGGGAAACUCGCAUGAGUGAGAGUAUUCGAUGUUGGCAGAGCUUUAAGGAGUGCGAAUCAGAAGUCACUGAGUGGAUAACUAGUGCAGAAAAACUAUACCAGGAGAAGGCCAUUACAACUAAGAGCUACCUGGAAACUCAUAAGGAUUUUUUCAUCAAUGCUCCUGAGCACCUUCUCUUGAAGGUGAUUGCUACUGGACAGGAUUUACAGAAAUUCAUAGCCGAGUCCGAGCAGGAUGCCAUUAAUGUGGCCAUCAAAAGUAUACAGAGCCGGUGGGAUGAUGUGAUGUGCCAUGCUCCACUGCAUCUGCUUAAGCUGGAGUUCCGCCUUGACGAAAAUACGUUCCACAUGUAUGUACGUGAUAUUGAGAAGGAAUUAGCCAGCGAACAGAAUGCAUACAAUAAAAGUGAGAAUGUUGAAGCCAUAAGACGAAAGCAUGAGGAAUUCUUUGCUGAGCAGCUGAUAUCACGAAUAGAAGAAAUUUUAGACAAUAUGGAUGUAUCAAGUCAUGAUUAUGGGAAUAAGAAGAAUGAUAAAGGACUCAUAGAAGAUUGUCAUCGGUGUACAGCCCAGUGGCUGGAACUACAGACCCGCAUUGGCACCAUGGCCUCACAGCUGGACCAGAUCCCUCAACGCUGGACACAAUAUGAGACCAAAGUUGAAGAAACAGUGUCAUGGAUGGAUGGUGUCAAUGACUGCCUGAAGGAAGUGAACAGAGAAACAUCCAAAGCUGAGGAAUAUGAAAAAUUGAAGGACAAAUUUGUGGCCAUGUGUGGUGAUAUGGAGUCUCGUCGUGAGUCAAUGAAAUGGCUGGUUCAGAUGCUAGACUCCUUAAUCACACACAUACCAGAAGAGGAUGGCCAGUAUGAGCAACAGAAAUUAGAGUCUCUUAUAGCUCGCUAUAAGGCUCUUGUCCCUACUAUAGAAUCGGCCCUCAUCCGUGCAGAAACCUACACCAAAUGUUACCAUUACCGUGAAGAUAUUGACAAUGUCGUUGCAAUAUUAGAAGGUGUUAAAAAGCAGAGUGAAAAAGAAGCUCUGCCAGAGAACCUUGAGUCUAUUACAUAUUUGAUUCAAGAGCAAGAAAAAAUAGUUCAACAGCUGGAAAACCAAAGGGACAAUAUCUUUUCAACAAUCCAGAAAGGUAAAGACCUUUCCAGGGACCAGAGUGCACCUCUCUUUGUUAAUGCCAUGUUACAGACACUGGAAGCUAAGUGGAACGAAGCUUACAAUGGCUCUGUCGAUAAGUUAAACAAACUAAAGAAUACACAGAAAGUUUGGUCAGAUUAUUCUGACCAGAAGAAUGAAAUCUUAAAACUAAUAGCUCAGGCUGAAUCAGAACUGUCUAACAUUAUUGCCCAUAAUAAUCCUCAGCAAGUAGCAAAUGAAUUGAGCAACAAGCAGGAAAUGAAUGAACACCUUAAUGAAACAACUGAUCAGAUGCUUCGUAAAUUGCAUAACCAUUCAAGUAAUCUUGCUAAACUUGCUACUCCAGAAAGAAAGCCUUUACUUGAGAAAGAAGUUGUUGAAAUUGAGCAGCGCAUGCAAAUGGUUAUUGAUACUGUCUCAGAAAAAAUUGAGUUCUUGGAGCAAUUAAAUGUUAAAUGGGUACACUUUACUGGUACAUUACAUGAGUUAAAAUCUUGGUUGACUAAUGCUCAGAAUGUGUUAGAACGCCUUGUUACUCUUGAAAUGUCUCCAGAAAGCAGAGACUCGCAAACAAAUGAGCUCAAAGCCAAGAUCAGUGAAAAACUAGGUGUAGUUAGAACCCUAGAAGAGGAAGCUGAAGAACUUUUAGAAGGAGAACCAUCAAAUGAUGCACUACAAUUUAGUGCUGAACUUGGAGAGUUAAAGAUGAACAUUGUCACCCUAAGCAAACAUACAGAAAAACAUUAUGAAACUGUUCGAAAUGACUUGAAACACUGGAAUGAGUAUCAGACGGGAAUUCAAGAAAUAAAGCCAUGGUUAGAGGAAGCAGAAACUAAAGUUGCUGUAGGACUGACCAAACCUAAUUGUAUGCAGGAUGCUAUUCAAGCCUCUGAUGUAGCUAAGGAGUUUGAAAAGGAAUGUGAUGAUUGUUUGGAGAAACUGCGCUCUGUGUCAUCAAAGAGUGCCCAAGUAGCACGUAUGUGCUCAGUAGUUGAUGAAAUUGAUGCUCUUCAUUCUCGAUGGACUGCAGUACAUGAUGUUGCUCUACAGUGGAGUGAAAAGUCAGAAUCUCUUCUUGCCGAAUGGGAAGAUUUUAACUACAAAUGUGAUGCUGUAUCUUCAUGGGUCCAUCAAAUGGAAGAACGCCUAGAGAAAGUCAGUGAGUAUGCUCCAACUGUGCUUCGUUUAGAAGAUCGUGUUGUAAGCCUUAAAGAUAUGGUUAAGGAAGUAGCUGAAAAACAAACGGAUCUCAUAAAUCUCACUGCUGUUGGUGAUCAUAUUUCUGCUGGAAUGGGGGCAGAAGGGAGUGCUUCUGUUAAAUCUACUGUUGCAGAGUUGAAGAACAUGAUUACAAAGUUCAGCGACGAAAUGCGUAAACUGAAAAAUGAGUUAUCGGAUAUUGUGGUAGUUCGUCAAGAAUUUAUUGCUAAAGUUGAAAAACUUGAAACAUGGUUGAAUGACUUCAGCAACCAUUUAGAUGAGCUUGAAGAUAUUGAUAUAGAUGAGUUAGAAGGAUGUCCAGAUCUGGUUCAUCGUUUACAGCAAGAGCAUGAUGAAAAGCAAAAUGAAGUAACAUCUCUUGCAGAAGAGUGCCAUGACGUAGGUGACCGCUGCACUGGGAGAGAUCGUGAUGACUUGUUCACUCAGUUUGAUGAUGCAGAAGCCCGCUUUGAGAACUAUGGAGAAGUAAUAAUAUCUAAAAAACCAGCAAUUUUGAAGUGGCGAGACUUUUGGGAAUGGCAAGGAAACACAGAUGAAGCUUUGAAAGGAAUUAAUCAACAGCUUGAUGCCAAACCCAAUCUUAAUGACUUAUCACAAAUGAGAAAGGAAUUAGCAAAUCUGCAAGAGCAAUGCCGCUCAUGGGAUGAUGAGGCAUCAUACAUUAUGGAUAUUUGUAGAAAAAGUUCGACGACUAUUAGGGACCCAGGCACUGGAUCUGUGUUAGAUAUAGAAACAAAAGUUCAGGAAUUUAAGAAGAAGAUGGAUGUGAUAGACAGUCACCUUGAUAGUCGACAAGAUCAGUUGCAACAAGUUAAUAGUCAAUGGGAAGCAUUCCAUCGAGUUAAGAAUCAAUUGUGUGAAUUUUUGGAUGGUGUCACAAGGAGAGUUACUGACAAGGAGCUAACACAGAGUACAUAUGGAGGAGUUCAGAAUUUGCUUGAAACAGUUGAAGGUGCACUUCAAGAAAUGCAGUCACAACUUAAAAUGAAAGACAAGCUACAUGAUUUGGGACGUGAUUUAAUGUCCAGUGACUCAACUCAGCUAGUGUCUGUGCAGAAUGCUCUGACAGCAGCAGAUGGAAGCUGGGAUCGUGCUCAAAAUAUGUUAUAUGAAAUGCAAACUAAGUUUACCAGUAUCACGUCAUUAUGGAGACAGUGUACAGAUGGACGUGAAUACUUACAAGCUGCUAUCACAGAAGCUGAACGCAAUAUUGAGAAGCUAGUGGGGAAACUAUCAGAAGCCAGUGGUGUUCAGAGCAUGAUGAACCUUUGUAAGAAGACAACUGAUGCCCUUCGUAGAACCAGACCUCAACUUGAGAAUUUCAUUUCAAAAUCUCAACACUUGAGCCAACAAUUGGACAGUGAAACGGGAUUUGAUUCCAGCACUGUUCGUCAACAUUCACAAGAAACUCAAAGUAAGUGGCAAAGUAUGAUGGAUCUUCUUAAUCAGCGGUCACAAAAUCUUGAAGGUCAACUUGUUCUUUGGAAACAGAUCAUAAAUGGGCGUGAUGAAAUCCUUUCAUGGCUAAGUGAUACCUGUGAAGCCUUAGAUGAAACACAGAUAGCACAUGAAAUGGAAGCUGCGGUGGAAAAGUUAGACAAAUAUAAAACUGAACUUUCAAAUUAUGAAAGUCUUUUCCGCAGCCUUCAGAGUCGAGCCAAGCAGCUUGAAUCAUUAAAUGCUGGGACGUCUCUGGCUAGGAUUGAGGAAAUUAUUAGCACUCUUGCAUCUGAAUUUGAACAGACAGAAUUAGCUGCCUCCAAGCUUAGCACCUACCUUGAUGAAAUGAAGGAGCAAGAGUUAAGUGUGUACGAAGAUAUUAGAGAUCUCAGUGAAUCAUUAACUCAGAUACGUGACAGACUAAUGAAAUGUGAAGACAUAACAGGAGAUGACAAGAAAAUUAUUGUACGCCUUGAAAUUGCCAGGAAAAUUGAGAUAGAGUUGCAGCAGUAUAGUGAUAGGAUUAAAGAAGUGAAAAUACAAAUUGAGGAGCUGAAGGCAAGUUUCAGAGGUUUUGAGCCCAAUAAACUUAUUAAGGAAUACACAGCACUUCAGAAGAAAUAUGAGGGAAUAAUAACCCAGACGACAAAAGCAUGCAAGAGUCUCUAUUAUGUUAUUGAAAAACAUUAUCGUGACCGGCUGUCAGAUGUACAGAGGUUUAUCACAGUUCAUCAAGAAAAAAUUUUGUGGUGUCAGGAUGAGCCAGGUAGUGAUAGGUAUGGUGUUGAAGCAAAAAUGUCUGCUCUUUCUGAUGUAAGAUCAAGUCUGAAAUUAGGACUCACAAAAAGACAGGAUCUUGAAAAUUGUCAAGAGCUGUAUGAACGCAUAGUAAAUGCUGAAGAGCGUGAAAAUAUUGAGGAAGAAUGUGAGUUAGCAAUAUCUGAAAUGGAAGAGUUGAGUGCCAAUCUUGAUGAGUGCCAUGAAGCUCUGGCACACUCUUUAGCACUCUGGCAACAGUAUGAACUAAUGACAGAAAACCUAAGUUCAUGGCUUCGUGAGGUUGAGGGUCGUGUUCGAACAGAGACAACAAACCAGAUCGACAUGACUAUGGUGCGAGAAAAGAUAAAAAAGACUGAAACUCUCUUGGAGGAAGUUAACAGUCAUGAUGAUGAAGUGUGUGAACUCAUGGAAAAGACACAGGAACUAAUGGAGAUAAAUCCAGAGUCAAGAGCAGGGGAGUAUGCAAAUCAGAUAAAAACCAGAGUGCAAGCUCUUAUCCAAUUUUGCAAUACAUUCCUUAACAAACUUAAUCAGUUAACUAGAGACCAAAAGCUUUACACUGAAACUAUUGUGAAAAUGGAAGACUGGCUUAAAGAUGCAGAAGAAAAACUUCAGACCUUUGAACUGAUGACGCGAGGUGGAGGGAAACCUACCUUGGCAUACCAGUCCAAGUUGCAAAAUUUGAAAUCAUUUGUUGAGGAAAAGAAAAAUGGCCAGCAGCUCUUGAAUGCUGUAGUUGAGCAUGGAGAAGCGUUAUUUUCAGCCAUUACUCCUGAAGGUCGUGAGAAGAUACGAUUAGAUCUUCGCACCCUUAGGGACACAUGGGAAGCUCAUCUUGACAAAGUUAACCAACUUUACAAGAGUGUAGAGGGUAUUAUUAUGCAGUGGUCCUCUUUUGAUGAUAACUUUAGUCAAGCCUCAAAGUGGCUAGAGGAAAUUCAACAGCGAGCAGGAACAGAAUUUGACUUAAAACCCACCUUAUCUGAUAAGAAAACUCAGCUACAACAAUAUAAAGCUAUUUAUCAAGAUAUUAACUCACAUGAAAGUAUGAUAUAUGGUCUUAAGGAGAAAAUUGAGUUUUUAACCGAUGACGAAACUUCUGAAACUGUUGAUGAUAUGAUUAGCCAGUACAAAGAUCUAGUUUCGCAAACUCAGCAAAGAAUUGGAUGGUGUGAGGAAUUCAUCCAGCAGCAUGAGACAUAUCUUCAUAAUACAGAAAAAUUCCGAGAUUGGUUAACCUCGCAGAAGGCUGAACUGGCAUUAUGUGCAGAUGUAUCACCAGAAAGUAGUGAAGUCCAGAUGAAAAUGAACAUUCUUGACACACUUGAGAUGAGUGAAGAAGAUGGGCAAACUCUUAUGGAUAUUUGCGAGGAGAGUUUAGAGUUAACUCUUAAAAAUACUGAUCCAUCAGGACAUUCAGGUGUAAAAGCAGACCUUGAUGCUCAACAAAGAAACUGGCGGGCUCUACAGUCAGAAAUUUCUGAAGGAAAACGGAAAGUAUUUGGAAUUCUAUCACAGUAUAACGAGUGUGAAGAAGUAGUUCAAGCACUAAAAGACUGGCUUAAAGCUAUUGAAAUUAAAGUUAAAGACCAGUCUCUUAAGAGUACCUUAGAUGCCAAAGAGAAUCAUCUGGAUCGUCUCCGCCAACUUGAAGAAGAGAUUGUUGAGAAGGCCCCGGCAAUCAGUGAAGCUCUGUCCCAAGCACAAAGUAUGGACAGUGAAGGCAAGCACGCUGUUCAGAUUUCUCAGUUGUCCUCUCGUUACCAGGCCCUGAAGAAUGUGUUGAAGGAAAUGAUGAGUCGGUAUGAGCAAUUUAUCCGCGAACACCGCUCUUUCCUGGAAAAAUAUGAGGAAUGCACUGAAUGGGUUGAAGCAGUAGACCAUGAUUUAAGAGAGCAUGCUGAAAUAGUAGGUGAUAUGAAAAUCCUGCAAAUGAGACGGAAUAAAGUUGAACAGUUAAUUGAACUAAAGUCAAGCCAGGCUAACAAAGUAGAUGCUGUCCUUGAGCUUGGUGAACGACUAUAUUCACACACAGCUCCAGAUGGUAGGGAAAACAUUCGACAGAGUCUUCGUGAUUUAAGGGAGCGUUGGGAAGCUUGGUGUGACUCUGUUACAAAUGCAGGGUUGACUCUUGACCAAUGCCUUCAACAAUUUUCAGACUUCUCUGGGGCACAGGAGCAACUUACCCGUUGGUUGCGUGAUGUAGAACUUGCUAUGCAACAACAUACUGAACUUAAGAAUUCUUUGCAAGAAAAAACUGCUCAGUUACAAAACCAUCGCUUAGUACACCAAGAGAUCCAAGCACACCAGAGUUUGGUAGAAAUGGUUUGUGAGAAGGCUCAGACCUUAGUCAACCAAACUCAAGAUAAAACACUUAAUGUUUAUAUCCAGUCCAUUCAAACACUGUUUCACAACAUCGUGCUUAAGAGCAGAGAUCUUUUAGACAAGUUAGAUUUAUGUGUACAGGAUCAUGCCCAGUUCAACACACUUUGCAAGAGCUUUGGUGAUUGGCUAAAUCUUCAGCGGGAUCAACUACACCUGUGCGCAGAUGUUUCAGGCGAGAAGUCAGAUCUCAUCAAAAAACUAGAAAAUCUAAAGAGGGUAGAAACUGAACUUAAUACCUGUUCACAACUUGUGCCAGUGACUCUUAUCGUUGCAAAGGAUCUAGCCACAGUGCAUGGCCUUGGUGAUAAGAAGCUCCUGGAGCUACGGACCCUGGGAGAGAAGGUGGCAUUAAGCACCUCUGAGCGUGGUGGCAAGGCACUGAGAGCUACUAUUACAUCUAUGGAGGAUGCAUGGAAUCUGCAUAUUGUCACUGUUGGUGAUGUACGUGAGAACUUGAAUGGGACUAUACAACAGUGGAGUCAGUUUGAAGAAGACCUUGACCGUCAUUCAGCAUGGUGCCGAGAGUUAGAAUCUUUCUUCAAGGAUCAGCAACUGAGUGCCUCUCUGGAAGAGAAACGAACACGCAUCAAGGCUCUGACACAAAAACGGGAAGAAGUUGUACGUUAUGAGCGAGAGAUUGAUGUCUUCGUUGAUCAGGGUCAUGCACUUGUUCGUGUCUCUAGUGUAGAUCGUCUCAAACCUCUCAUUACUCAGUUAAGUAACCGCUACCAAAGUCUUCAUAUCCUCACAAAGGAGGCUGUUACAAAGUGGCGAGGAAUUCUUGCAGACCAUGAGAGCUAUGAGGAAAAGUUUGAGGAGAAUAAAAAAUGGCUGAACACCAUGGAAGAAUCCCUUGAUGAUUUAUUGAAUGAAAAGGAUCCAGAAAAAAAGGAGAAUAUCUUGCAAUACUUGCUCAGUGAGCGCGAGCAGGCCACACAUCGUCUGGGGUCCACUACUACCAUUGGUGAAAGACUAUACCCUGAUACUGCUACAAUAGGCAGAGAGAAACUUCGUCAGGAUUUAAGGUCAAUGCGUGAACACUGGGAGAAAUUAGAAGCUUCUAUUGUGGAACAGCACCGUAAACAAGAAGCUCAAACCCUGCAGUGGUCUUCCUUUUCGGAUAGUACCCAAACUGCACGCAAUUGGCUGGAUAACAUGGAAAAAACCAUUGUUGUUGAUCCAUCCAACUGGCUAUCAUUACAGGAACUUCGGUCUAGGCUAUUAAAGCUUAAGACAACAUUACAAGAUAUUACAUCACACAAACGUGUGCUGGAUGCUGUAAAAGAGCGUGCUGGUUACUUACUUCAAGCAUCACCGAGCAACAAGGAUGUGAUGACAGCAAUGGUAGAAGUCCAGUCCCGGCAUGAGACACUUGCAACAAACACCAAGAAGAACAUUGAGGACUUGGAAUGGAUGAUAGAUAACCUCAACACUCACCAAGACCUCUCUGCCUCUCAUGCUGAAUGGCAGAAGGACAUGUGGGAGAAGCUGCAUUCAUUCACAGAUUACUCUGGAAACAAGUCUGUGCUGCAGCAGAGACUAGACCAUGUGGCUGAGCUUGAAGAUGCUAAAUGUGAUGGCAGGAACAUGAUUGCUCAGAUCAGCUCACAUGCUCAUCAGUUACUGGAGAAGCUGCCAGCCCGGGCAAAGGAGACAUUGGAGCGGGAGAUCAACAACAUGAAGUAUGAACUGGCCAAAUUUGCCAGCACUUUAGCUGAUGUUAAACAUGGCUUAGAAGAGCGUUUGCAGCAGUGGACAGAAUACGAGGGCACCUUUGACCGUAUCAUCUCCUGGCUAAAUGAUUCGGAAGGAACACUCAAGAACUAUGGUCCCAAGAAUUCUCUGCAGGAGAAGACUGAGCAGCUUGAGCGUUUCCAGGAAUUUCUGCGUGUAGUAGAGAGCCGGCAUGUGCUCGUGCAGGAAUUCAUUGCAAUAGCCGAUAACCUUGAACAAGGUCUUGUAUUCAGCAUAAUGCAAAAUCAGAGCGAGGUGGACAAGAUGAGCGAUGAUUCCUCUGACCUGAUGGGCGUCUCUGGUGAUACCAGGAUCUCUGUUAAUGUUCAACAGAUUACCUCACGCUUUAAAGCUGUUCAAGUCACCGCAAAGGAAAUUCUCAAGAAGUGUGAAUUAGGAGUUAAUGACCACAAGGCCUUUAUUGAAAAAUAUAACCAAAGUGUUGGCUGGCUUACUGCAGCUCAAGACAAAUUAGCCAAAUGUGUUGAAAUGCAAGGAGAUAGAGCAACUAUACAGAAAAGGUUGGAGAUAGGGAGUGAAUUACUAGCAGAGAAGCAGAAUGCAUUAUCACUUGUCAACACUACAGUGGAAUUAGGAGAGAAACUUUAUCCUUCAACAUCUGAUGAUGGAAGAGAAGCUAUUAGAAUUCAACUUGAAGAUCUUCAAGGAGCCUUUGACACACUGUUUGAUAGUUCUUCCACUAUGGAAAGAGACCUUCAUAAUAAGAUGAGUAGAUGGACAAACUUUGAGGAGGCCAGUGAACACUUAAAACAAUGGCUGAAGGAGACUCAGGCACAAAUUCCUGAUGAAAUCGAGUUAAAAACAACUCUUGAUGAGAAACGAGCUCAGCUACAGACUUACCGUAUGCUUUUGCACGAUAUCCUUGCCAAACAACAGACCAUACUGGAUGUACGUGACAAGGCAGAAAAUCUCCCAGAAAAAUCUGAUCGUGUAAACUCAUUCUUAGAAACAGCAACUGCUCACCACCAAGAAAUGUUACAGCGCAUUCAGUCUUAUUUGGAACGAUAUGAAGCAAUUGUCAGUGACCAUCAACAGUACAGUAAGACAGUAUUUGAAACACAAGAAUGGCUAGAUGCCACACAAAGUACGGUAGAAAUGUGGGAUGAAUCUGUUAGCGACCAUAUUACUCUACAUGCUAAUCUUGAAAAACUUAAAAAUCUUCAAUUGAGUCUUCCGGAGGAGGAGCCUAGGAUACUUCAGAUAAGGACAAUUGGCGAAAAAGUUAUUCCUGGUACAUUGGAGUCUGGUCAGAUACAUGUGCGUAACCAGAUCGACACCACGCAGCAAGAGUGGCAAGGUCUUAUAUCAGCUGUCUCUUCUACCAUUGAGAGACUUGAGGCUACUUUGUACCAGUGGGGUGAUUUUGAAUCCAUGAAGGAUGCUAUUCAAAGCUGGUUACGUGAAACUGACAACAAAUUGCAUGCAGUUAAUUUGAAUGUCACUUUAGCAGAGAAACAAGAAACUUUGGAUAUGUUAAAAACCCUGCAGGGUGAAGUACGUGCUAAGGAGCUUGAAAUUGAUCAGCUAACUGAGCGUGCCCAGCACCUGUACCAGGGUAACCACUCCUCACGGGGCUCACAAGUCAACGAGCUGUGUGCUCGUUAUCAGCAGAUCUCUACAAAAGUCAAGGAUGUCCACACCCGCUGGCACCAGUAUGUUACUCAUCAUGCAGAUUAUGAUAGUAGAGUUACAGAAUGUCACAAUUGGCUUCAAGACAUUAAGAAGAAACUUAGUUAUUGUUCUGAUCUAUCAGCUACAUCCCAGGAUGACCUAGAUAAAAAGAUGGAAACUAUCCAAGAUCUUUUGUUAUAUAAAGAGGAAGGGUUUUCAAAAGUACAGGGAACUGUUGAAUUAGCGCAGACUGUCUUAGCCAACACAGCUCCCUUGGCGCAUGAACACAUCAACCAAGCAGUUGAAAAGCUUCAACAGGAUUGGAGUGCCCUUGCAUCUAAGAUGGUGGAAACUAAGACUUAUUUGGAUGAAACUAUACACCGAUGGGCUGGUUUCUUGGAGAAUAUUCAUCAGCUAAACAAAACCAUUGAACAUGUGGAACACACCCUGUCUGAUGUCAGUCAGUUCCAGUCUACACUCUCUGAGAAGAGAGCUCAGCUGGAGAGACUCAAAAGUUUGGAAGAAAAGCUUCGUUGUGAGAAAUAUGAAGUAGAGAGCCUGAAGGUAAAAGCCUCUGAGAUGCUAGCAAGUGGACAGCAAGCCCAAGCAGCAUCACAGGCCCAGAACAUACUGAAACAGUUUGAGAAUCUUUCUGAUCGUAUCAAAUCCUUGCGAGGAGAGAGAGAGACUCAGUACCGUGAUCACCGUCACUACAAAGAAGCCUAUGAUGACCUCCAUGCAUUUGUCAAUAGGACACGUGACAAAAUCCCAGCCCUUAAGCAAAAGAACUUGGGUGAUAGACUUUCUAUUGAAACAGCUGUGCAAGCUUUAGAUACACUGUUAACUCGACAAGCUCAGGGCCAGAUAUUGGUGGAUCAGCUUCUUCAUCGAGGUGAAGUAUUCCUUCAUUCCACUUCACCAUCUGGACAAGAGAAUUACAAAAAUGAGAUGAGGGCUGUAAAGGAAAGUUUUGAAGAACUUUUUAAGGAUAUAUCCAAACAGAAAGAGAAUCUUGAGAAAACAGUAGUGCAGUGGCGUGACUACAAAGAUGAAUAUGAGAAGCUCUCUGACUGGCUACAGAAGGCGGAUGCCGACAUGAAGGCCUACAAGACCAUGCUGUAUGCCAGCAUUGGGGAGAAAACGCAGCAAGUUAACAAUGUCAAGGAUCUACUAGAGAACCUUGGGAAGCACCAAGCACAACUGAAAAAGUUGAAUGAACUUUCUCAAACCUUGCAAGAAACUCACCUUGAUUCAUUUGUUCAGAACCAAAUGCGACACCUUAACUCUCGCUACCAGGUUUUAAUCAACAUGGCCAAGGAUGUUUUGAGAAAGGUGGAAGCUAGCUUUGACCAGCAUCGUCAAUAUGAGACUUAUCUUAGUAAGGCUAGAGAGUGGAUUGAUAAUGCUCGAAUGGUUGUCAGGGAUUGCAUUGACAUGUCUCCUGAUUCAGGCAAAGAAAGUCUUGAACGACAUUUGGAUUUGAUUCAGUCACUCAUGAGAAAGCAAGAGGAAGGACAGGCCUUAGUUCAUCAAUCUGUCAAUUGGGGUGAAAAGGUGCUCCGCAAUACUCGAUCUGAUGGUCGUGACAUAAUCAAUGAGUCUCUAGAAGAGUUGCAGGCUGACUGGGACAAACUUAUUAAAAAGCUCUCAAAUGCCAAGGUUACUCUGGAGACUAACCUUCUUCAAUGGGCUGACAUGAGCGUCUCGUAUACUAAUAUGCAACAGUGGAUUAGCGAAAGAGAAGCAAAGCUCCAGCAACUUACGAAUGCAAUAUCUGCCUCUGGCAAGAGAGGCUCUGGUCUUUCUCACAGAAUUUCUUCUCUAAGUAUCGGUGAACGUAAAGCUAAUCUCCGUCGCACCAGCAGCAUUGUUCAAGAUAUUGUGUCCUUUGAGCCAAUGAUUGAGUCAGUUACAUCCAAAGCAACAGAAAGUCAAGCAAGUCAAGUAAAGAAUAAUGCUUCAGAAAUUUCCAGCAAGUACCAUAGUCUUAGCAAGCAGGCUAAAGAACUUCUUGAGAAGCAGAAAGAUAUGGUUGAUCAUCAUCAAGAAUUUGUUGAUGCAGGCAAUGAAUUUAUGCACUGGCUUAGGGCUGCAAAAGAGAGAAUGGCCAAAUGUGCCGAGCCAACUGGUGACAAGGAUACAAUCAGUGGCAAAGCAACAAUUCUCAAAUUACUUCAAAAUGAACAAGAAGAAGGUCAAAAGAAGCUAGAUAAAGCCUUCUCCUUAGCAGAGAGAGCAUGUAAUCUAGCAGACGAUGAAGAUAAGGAGGUCAUAGAAGAAGAAGUAGCAUUCUUGCAAGAUGAAUUUGAUAGCUUUUUAGGUCAAGUUGGCAAAACAAAGAAUCUUCUGGAAAUGGGCAUUGUUAAGUGGACAGAAUAUGAAGAUAAGUUUAAAGAAUGUGAAAUUUGGCUAGAUAAAAUGGAUAGAAAGGUACAGAGCUAUAAUAAGCUUCAGAACACCGUUCAGGAGAAGCGAUCGGUACUGGAAGAGUUCCAAAGUACUCUGCAAAUGAUAUUUGACUGGCAGAAAACUCUGGAUCUGCUCAAUAUGCGCGCACAACUGUUAUUGGAGACCUGUGCUGACUCCCGUGUGAGUAAUGCCGUCACACAGUUAACUACAAAGUACAACACACUGCUGUCACUGGCCAAGGAGGUAAUGCGCCGCCUGGAAAUGCACUUCCAGGAGCAUCAGCAGCACCACCAGCUGUAUGCAGAGUGCAAUGACUGGAUUGAUCGCACUCGCAAGAAACUAAACGAAUGUGCUGGAGAAGCAUCAUCAUUGGAGGAGCUCAAAGAAAAUUUAGCUGGUGUGAAAGCUAUAAAGAACACACUAGAACAAGGUCAGCAUAAGCUAAGAUAUGUUCUUGAGCUUAAGGAACGUGUUAUUAUGAAUACAGAACAGAUAGGUGCAGCCAGGAUUCAGGAAGAUACUGAAAAUGUGCGUAAAGAGUUUGACAAGCUCAUGUCUGAUAUAUACGGCAUGCAUCAAAAUCUUAGCACUAAACAAUCACGUCGAGAGGAAACUGAGAAGAUGCACAAAACUGUUAUUGAGUGGUUGGAGGAGCUGAACACAAAAGCUUGUGAACAGGGUGUGCUUUUCAGUGAAUUAAGUGACAAACGUGCUGCUCUGGAGAAGUAUCGCAUUCUUCUCCGUGAUAUUGCUGCUCAUUUUGACAUGGUGGAGCGUCUUGCAGCAAAGAGAAAUGAUGAGGGAUACUCUCAGGAAGAGGUAGAUGAAUGUCUCAAUAAAUAUGAUUCCAUAAAGAAAAUAGUAAUUGACAAUAUCAAGACUCUAGAAGUGUACGUUAAAGAACACGAAGCCUAUCAUAAUUCAACUGUUGAGGCCAGUGACUGGUUGAGGAAAACUCGCAUAACAAUGCAACAAUUUGCAGACAGCCAUGGGGAAAAAAAAGAGGUAGUAGAGAAGCAGCAGCAACAGGAAGAUAUAGCAGAAGAAUUUCCAGAGGGUGAGGAACUUAUCAACAAAGCCAUUGAGCUCAAUAAAUCAAUUCGACAUUCCACUUCUGAAGAUGGUCAUUACACUCUUCGUAGUGAGGCAGAUACACUACGUAUGGAGUGGGAAUCCCUUCAGCAGAUGAGCAUUGACAUUCGUCGCACAAUGGAAAAGUGUUUACAAAUAUGGGACGAGUUUACUGAGACCUACAAAGAUCUCAAUACUUGGUUAAUAGAUUUUCAGCAGAAGGUAGCACAGGAGCCUGAGGAGCCUACUCCAGAAGAUCUUGAAAAGUGGAAGACCUCUUUGCAGGAGCUUCUAGUGGAGGCCAACAGCAAAAAGGUCCAUCUGGAGGUGCUGAAUGACCGCUGUGAAGUGCUUAUGGAUUAUAGUGCACACACUCCCAUCAGAGAUAUGACUGUCCAGCUCCAGUCAACAUACACCAAUGUCCUCACUAAUUUACAGAGUCUAGUUGUCAUUGCCCAGAAAACCUUGACUGACCACACAGAGUUUGUUACGGCCAAGACAGAAUUCGAAGAGUGGCUGGGACGCUCUCAGGGCACGGUAAAUGAUUGUGAGGAUGAUACUGGCUCAGAGGAAGUGGUACGAGACAAACUAGACACUGUGAAACUAGUGUCAACACGACUGUCUGAAGGGCAGCAUAUGUUGGGAGUCUUGGCCGAGGCUUACUCUCGUGCCCUCAACCUUUCACAAGUGGAUCAACAGGACCAAAUUCGUCAGGAUUUCACAAAACUUCGUAAUGAAUGGGAUCAUUUAACCAUUUCACUUAAUUCUACCCUCUCUAAGCUCAAGAGUGCAGUGAAUCGGUGGGAAGAAUUUAGUGAGGCACAAACAAGACUGGAUGCUUGGUUAUUGGAGCUAGAGGAGUUGCUGGUGGAGACACCUGAUUCUCGGGGAGAAGUUGCUGAGAUGCGGACUUUCCUUGAACGCUACAAGCACAUUGCCCUUCAGAUUCAAGAAAAACAGGAAGAAGUUCAGACUCUUUUAGAUGAUGCAGAAGAAUUUGCAGAAAGGGCCUCUGAUGAAGAAAUAUUGAACCGUGUAGAAGAAACUGAAUCGAAGUGGGAGAAGCUUAAUGAUCAGUGUCUUGAGAUCAUAACAAAACUUGAAGAAGAAAUUGCAGACUUUAGUGAAUACCAGGUAGCACUGCAGGACACUGAAAAGUGGCUCCUUCAGAUUAGUUUCCAAUUAAUGGCCGAAAAUUCCUUAUAUAUCUGUAAUCGGGAGCAAACUGAAGAACAGAUUGAGAGUCAUAAUGAAGAGCUUGAAGAGAUCAUUGAAUACCAACAGACUCUUGAAGAAGUUAAGAAUAAAGGCCGCAAGCAAAUUGAUCGAUAUAUUGGUUCUGUGCCAUCAAUUCAAGACAAGAUUGAACGUCAGUUACACAACAUUCAGGAGAGUUAUAAUUCUCUGUUAAGCACUGCUAACCACAUCCAGAAACGGUUGAAUGAGUCUCUGGCCAAGUUUGAAGAAUAUGAAGCUACUCUAGAGUCUAUUGAGAAAAAUUUAGAGGACUGGGAACCAACUAUUUUAGAGGAAAAUGAUACAACUAUCCAAACUAUGGAAGAGGCAAAGUAUCAUCUUGAGUGCACUAGGUCAUGGCACAGUAAACUACUAGGAGAGAAAUCUCGGUUGGCUUUUGCUGUGCAGGCAUGUGAAGCUGCCACGGCAUCCAUCUCCCGCCCAGGGUCCCCGCAGGAUGUCAUUUCUCAAUCCAUCCCAGAGAAUGAAAUGGCUGUGAGAGCCAAGCUGGAGGAUCUCAUUGAACAGGUGCAGGCACGAGUGUCUACCAUCAGCAACUCAGUAAGUGAACUGGAAGAGCUUGCUCGCCAAAAUGAUGCUAUUAAGAAGUGGAUUGAGGAAUACCAUAUCAUUGUGCAAGACUUUAAGAGUCGUCCUGCUAAACUGCGAUCUGAGGCCUCAGCCAUGGAAAUCUCCCAAAUGAAUGACCUUCGAUCCAAGAUCAUGGAGAAACAAAGCAUUUUAGAUGAAUUGGAAAUCAAGCAAAUGAAUCUGGCUCCUGACAUGGCUGAUUCAGACAUUCGUGAACAGAUGAACCGGUUGGAAGAGGAAGUUACAAAUCUCAUAGAUUCUCGCACUGUUGUUAUUCAGCAAAUUGAAGAGUACAGAAGUAAGCUUCAGCAUGUGUAUGGAUGGUUUGACACAAUUAUCAAACAGUUGGAAAAAUGUGAUAAAAGUGAUAGUAUAGAUUCUUUUAAAAAAUCUGCUGAAGUACAACAGUUGUGGAACCAGUUUGAAGAUGUUCGCACUCAACUGGAGGAGCUUAAGAUGAAAGCUGGCGAUGUAAUGCUUGAACUGUCUAGUUUAGAUGUGCAGCAAGUUGAGGAACAGCUAAGAUCUGUUGAUAAAAAGUAUUCCGACCUUCAGAAACGUGUCGGUAAGAAAAUGCAAGUAAUAGAAAUGACUCGGAAAGGUUACGAAGAUUCCAAAAAUGACAUCCUCAAUCUACAGAAGUGGGUGAGGGAAAAAAGGGAGUUUUCAAGGAAUCUACCAUUUCUUGGUUACUCCAGUAAAAGCACAGAAGUCAAGCUACUGGAGAUCAAUGAUCUUUCAAAGGAGGUUUCUGCAAAGAGAAUGCUCCUGGCACAACUGGAAAAGGCUAUUGAAAACCUCAAAGGUGAUGUUGAAGAAUCUGAACUGGCACAGCUUGAAAACAUAGUCAGCAAGACAUCAGAAGAGCAAAGUGUUUUAUAUUCCACUGUAAUGGAAAUCAAGAAUGAUAUGAUUGUCUCCUAUGAAGAACGACGCAGCUUUGAACAAUCACUAGACCAAGUGCGUGCAUGGAUUAGUGGUAAGACAGAUGAAGUGGUUUGUCCAGACCUACUGCCCCUCAAAUCAGAGAUUGCAGAGCGUGUAGUUGAGAAGUACAGAAGACUUGACAAUGAACUGAAGCAGUAUGCAGAAACUAGUGUGUCAGGGGUGAAGAGACAGGGAAGUGCAUUAUUCAGGGACUGUACAGAAGAGGAGAAGGAUGAAUUACAUGAUAUCUUAACAGAAGUAGAUGAUAAAAUGAACAAUCUUCGUCAAACUAUGUCUGGAACUCUGAACCGUCUUUCUAACCUUUUAGAAGCAAGGCGUGACUUUGAGAAAGAAGUAGAUAUUGCUCAGAAAUGGCUUCACCAAGCAGAGGUUGCUCUGCAGACAGAUACCAGAAGUCUCAAUACAGCUGAAGUUCUUGCAGAGCAUCUUAAAAAAUUGGAAAAAAUGGAAGAUGAACGUGAGUCAGCAAACAAGCGUGUAACCAGCAUUGCCAAUCUUUGUGAGGAUCUCUUACCUUACCUCACUGAGGGUGACAAAUUCAGCUUGGGAGAGAUUGUACGUGACCUGCAGGAUAAAACAUCGAGGGUGAACUCUUCUAUUAGUGACAAGACUGAACAGGUUCGUAAUACCAUUACACUUCAGCGUCGCAACACAGAACGCAUAGUACAAAGUGCACUGACCUUCUCCUCAAUUCAGAAGGAAAUCAAAGCUCUGAAUAGGCCAGUUGGUCGUAAUAUAGAAGAUGCCCAACAUCUUCUGGUCUCAUACCAGGAAGCCCUCAGAAAAGUUAAUGAAUUUAGGAAGGGCCUAGAUGAUAUGCGUACUGGAUCUGAUGUUAGUGUAGGUGAGAUGCGGGACAUGAUCAAGCAACAACAGGAGCUAAUCCAAGUGCUUGAAAAACAGAUUACAAGGAUACGACAGUUAAUACUUGUGAGGCAGCAGUAUACUUCUCUUAUUAAUGAGAUCGUAGGAUUUACAAACCGAUAUACUACUGUUGUGAGGGACAUUGAACAGACAGAGAUGACUGUAACAGAUAAGCUCCGUAAGUACGGUGACGUAAUAACCAGAAUUCAGGAAUGUGAAGCUCAGUUAACAUCAGCACAGGACAAGGGGUCAAUUAUAAGUGAGGAAGGAACUGUUGAAGAUCACAAUGCCAUUAUGGAACAGUUGCAACUAGUUAAGACCAACCUAGGUGCUCUUCGUCGUGAAGUGGAGAAAAGACACUCAGAGCACGAGGUAUCAGCCGAGAGCCAUAAACGCAUUCAUGUUGAGCUUAAUAUGACAAUGGAAUGGUUGCUAGAGCAAGAAUCUGAAUUAAAAAGUCGGCCUCUGCUUACUUUAGAAGUAGAGAGUGCCAAUGAAGAGCUUGAAACUCAUGAAGAGCUUACCAAUGACAUUGAAGAGCAACUGAAGAAACUCCGUAGUAUUAAGGAGAGAGCUAAAUCAGAAACGGGUCUUCCCUAUAUUUUGCAGGAAAGAUUAUCAGAAGCAAAUAUGAUUUUGGCUACAUUCCCACUUGAGCUGGAAUCCCGGCUUAAGUACCUUAAAGAUGAAAAGAUGCUUCGCUUAGACUAUGAAGACUUCGUUACCAAAAUCAAUGAUUGGAUUACCGAGGCACAUAAACGCAUUAUUGAUGCUGAUUGUGUUGACUAUGAGAAUGUACGAUCAGAACUUGAAGAUCAUUUAGCUUAUUUUUCAAGUGAAGGCUUGAUUGGUGAGUCUCUUGAGCAAUUAGGCAACAUUGCUGAGAGAAUUGUUCCGUCUUUGACUAGUGAAGAUCAAGAUGAACUAACAGAAGAACUCUCAAAGCUCACGAAGGAUCUUGAUAACGUUACUAAAUCUGCAAGAGAUCACAAGGCUCAGCUCGAAAAAAAUGUUCAGCUUGCACUGGAAUAUGACAAGAUUAUGGAGAAGGCACGAGGCCUCAUAAAGGAUGCCAAUGUUAACACUUUAACUGAUGAUAGUGCCAUCAAUGUUGCAGCAUUACGUGUUAACUUACAGAGAAUUGAUGAAGAGCGUGUACGUCUGUAUGAUCAGAGUUACAUCAUAAAUGAUUUUACAGAUAAUGCCAAUGAACUUCUUCAGCAGGCCUCCAGAUCAAGCCAUGUAUGUAUUGGCAACCAGCUGUUAGAAAUAACUAGGGAAUGGAAGUCCGCUUUGGAGAACAUGGAAAGUCGUCGUAGUGCUUUGGCAUCGCUCAUUAGCCAAUGGCAAGACUACGAUAUGGCCGUUCGGAGUUUGGACGUCGGCCUAAACAACCUAGAGCAGCGUCUCCAUGAAGAACUUGACUGUGCUACCAGAGAUGAUCCUGACAUUGAGACUGUCAAAGAGACCUUACAGGCGUUGGAGGAGGAGGCCGAGGAGCUGGAGGAGGAGGUGGAGGCGCUAGAGAGCCAGGCUGAGGUGGUGCUCCAGUACCUGCACACGGUGAGCGCUGUGGCCUACGCCUCGGCCAAGGAGAAGCUGGAGCGGCUGGUCAGUCGUCACCCUGAGUUGGUUGAGAGCCUCCGAGGUAAGCUAACGUGGCUGAGUGGUGAGGCGGCUUUCUCAGAGCACCUGCAGGCCCAGCUGGACGACGCCACCAGGGCCCUGCACCAGGCUGCCACCGAUAUCGCCGCCCUCGACCUCUACCACCACGACUACGCCACCGUCCAAGAUAAAUUACAGGUGCUCCAAGGCCAGUAUGAAUCUCGCCAACGACUCAUUGUCGACCUCACCGAACGAAUCUACCAGAUUGACCCCAGUGCGGUGAUUCCGACCGAGUUAACGCUAGACACGACCGAAACGAGCACUCUUGCCUCUUCGCUCGAUACACCCCCCGAGGAAGAGGCCCAGAUCUCACCCAUGCAACCCAGGACCGUCUUCAACGAACCCAUCAACCAAGAUGUCCAGGUGGUAAUUACUCAGGAAUUGCCAGUGAGUGAAGGUGACGUCUUGGAUUCAGAGGUGAAAACUUUGACUGGGGUGUCAUUAAGGACAGCCGCUCAACAACAAGCACGUGCCAUACAUGGUACCCCAGAAGCUGGAUUGCAAUUAACUUGGGCAGAUGUGGCUGCCGGACGGAAGAGUCCUAGUAUCUUCUGCCAAACAUACACCACAGAAAUGAAUGUACCUCAAGUUGUAUCAUCGCAGCAGGUAGUUCCUCAUGUUGUAGCAAGUCAAGUGUCAUCAUCAUUACCUGCAACGCCAACUCAGGUUGUUGAGUCAAUAAAAGAAGAGAAAAUUAGUGUUGAACCAUCAAGUGAACAUUCUGUCAUUGAAGAAUAUACUGUUGCAACUGGUCAGGCACCAGGUGCUGCUUAUAAAGAAGAAAAGCAAGUUCGUGAUCGUAAAAAUCGUCAGCAACAGUUUGCAAAAGCUCAAAAGUCACAGAGCUUUGAGCAAGAUGCUAAAGCAUCUCGACGCGUACAGCAACGCGAUCGACGCUACCGCAAGAAACAACCAAUAGAGCAGCAGCCUGAGCGCCAAAAUCCAACAGAGCCACAAGAAGAAGUGUAUUAUGAUGCCCCGAGUCGCAGAAAUAGCCAAAAGAGUAGCCCUAAGCAUCCUUAUACAAAGUCUAAACAGAGUCCCCAAGAAAGUCCAAAAGAUUCACCAAUGGUGACCCCUAAAACAAGUCCAACAGAGAGCCCAAAGUCCAGUCCUCAAGUACAGCGUCGAGAACAUGAGAACGUAUCCAAAGCAGAAGUUCAAGAACAACUUGAGGCAGCUAUUGAAGAAGAAAGAUCAGGCAGGGUGCUUCCCACUGCCAUGUGGGAUGGCAAAACUACAUAUGCUGAAAUUCUGAAAGGAAGGCAUGAGAUGAAAAUAAGGCAAGAACGGGGACUUGAUGUAGACGAGGCAGCUAUGUCAGAUGUGCAAGCUGAAGCUGAAAUACAAGAUGUUACUGCUACAGAGGUUUCUAGUCAGAUUAUCGAAUCAGCUGUACAAACCGUAACCUCUACUGUGACCAUGUCUUCAGCUGCCGAGUGCGAAAGUUUAGAAUACGUUGAAGAUCCUCAACAAGAAUAUGCUUUGGAUGAAGAUAGUUUACCUGCUGAUGAAGAAGUUGAGUCAGAGGUUAUAACUCAGCAAAGAGAAGAGGAGCUUGCUAUGGUUAUGCCACAAUAUCCUGGCUACAUGGAACAACCAACUUUCUUACCUGAAGGAGUUGAAAUAUCCCAGGCCACUGAUGCCUCCUACCAACAAGCCGCCACCACAUCCAUGUUCCCAAAUGGGUACUCAAUGGAUGUGCAAACUAUUCAGAGCCCUAUGCAAGCAAUGGAAACUUCAAUGCAAGAUAUUGUCAUGAACAGUAACAUGGAUACCAUGAAUUUCUACCAGGAAGUGAGUCAAUUUCCAGUUACCACAAGCUAUAUUUCCGAUGAUUUUAAUGUGCAUCAAUAUGGACAAGUGAGCGACUAUCAACAAAUAAGUGAAACAAGUAAUGAGUUCUCAGGUGUGACCCUAGACCAAGCAUCACCUGAAGAAGCCCCAAUGAUUACUAUGAUCACAACCCAGCCAACUGUGACCCCACCUAUGAUGACCCCACCAGAGACUCCAGAGCAGUUCCAGGAGGAUGAGGAAGGAAUGGAGACCGACGAUGUAGCAGAGGUUCCUUCUAUGGUGUUCGAACCAUCCUCAUCUGAAGAACAAAGUGAAUCUCAAAUAGUUAUUGAACAAAAACAACCAUGCUUUGUUGAAACAGCUGACGUUCUUGUGACAACAGACUCCAUUGAUAAAUCAAAGUUGUCAUAUGCUCAAAUUUUGGCAAUGGGUCUUAAAGCUGCCCCUUCAGCUGUUGUCACACAUACAUAUGGAGCAUUUAAAUCAGUUAUGUCAUAUGUUAAGGGACCAACUCAACCCGAAAAAGUGGCAGAUAUCGAACCUAAAGUGGAGUAUGUAGAAACACCCAGCAAACCAAGUGAUGAACAACAGACAGUGAUAACUCAAGCUGUGGCCUAUGAUUGUGAUAGAUCAAGAGGCAAGAAGAGAUCCUAUGAACCUAAAAUUGAAGUGACGGUAAUGAAAGAGCCAGAAGAAUCUAAGAAAACAGAAGACCUUCAGCGAAUGGAACACUAUAUUCCUGGUCUUCUAUUCAAAGAAGGGUCAGAUCGACGGUCAAGAUCCAAGAGUGCUAGAAGAAAAAAGGGAGAAUCCUCUACAGACUUCACUGAAGCUACCAAAGAUAAGGAAGAGAUAACUGCAGAGGUAGUAAAGGAAAUAAUAAAAAAGGAAGAGAAACAUUCUAAAGCAAAACAACCCAAGCUAGAGCAUGCUGCAAUAGCUUUACCAUCAGUCCAAGAAGUUAAAACUCCUACAAAUCGAAGUAUACAGAAGAAAGAAAUGAUUGUAACGGAAACCUCUCUUGUAAACCUCCUACAAAAGCCUGACGAAAAAGAACCAAAGAAAGAUCAGGAGGUUGUAACAAAGAAAGAUCAGGAGGUUGUAACAAAGAAAGAUCAGGAGGUUGUAACAAAGAAAGAUCAGGAGGUUGUAACAAAGAAAGAUCAGGAGGUUGUAACAAAGAAAGUUCAGGAGGUUGUAACAAAGAAAGAUCAGGAGGUUGUAACAAAGAAAGUUCAGGAGGUUGUAACAAAGAAAGAUCAGGAGGUUGUAACAAAGAAAGAUCAGGAGGUUGUAACAAAGAAAGAUCAGGAGGUUGUCACAAAGAAAGAUCAAGAAGUUGUAACAAAGAAAGAUCAAGAAGUUGUAACAAAGAAAGAUCAAGAAGUUGUCACAAAGAAAGAUCAAGAGAUUGUAACAAAGAAAAGUGAUACUCUGCUCACCAUGACUACUAUAGAAAGUAAUCAAUCAGACGAUACAAAAGCUCACGAAAAUGAGGAUAAACGAAAGAAGAAGAAAAAGCGCAACAGGUCGAAUCCAAAAGAUCAAGAAGAUGAUUUGGAAAAAGCUUUGAGAGAAAUUGAAGAGAUGGAAAAAAGUGGUAAAAUCCAGCCAACCCAAACUCCCAAAUUGGGACCCGUGGAAGAGGACAAGCCUAAAAGACGGGGUUCAAAGAAGACGAGGAAAACAGAACAAUCAUCUGUGCCAAAAACAGCUGAGCGUACACUCAGUGAUUCAGUCCAGCAAAAAGUUGAGCUAGUAACAAAACCAGAAAAGGUAGAAAAGAAACUUCAGAAAUAUAAAACUGCUGAGCAAGAGAAGGAAGCUUGCCUGGCUGGGAAAAUUUCUGAAGCUGAAAGACGUAAAACCGAAUGCAAGAAGACAAAGGGUGUUAGUUUCAACAAAGAUGAAAAUGAGAUGCAACUUGGUGAGAGUAUGGUGGAAGAAUUGCAGGUCCUGAAGGAGGAGCAAAGUAUAUCCACCUCUAUAGUUAAACAUAAGCAUACUGUGGAACCUGUAGUUGUAUCAGUACCUGAGCAAGUGGCAGUGUCCUCUAACAAACCCCUUAACGGUGUACCUGUAGACCUUAUUCUUGAUCCUCUACCUGACUUACCUACCCAAGUCCCUAAAACUCCUGUAGAUGCUAAUCGUGUAUCUCCAGUAGAGACCUCUGUUUUUCCUUACGAGACCAUUCAAGAUAGUGCUAGUGUAGUGAAGGAUGGAGAUAUAUUAUCAGAAAAGAAUGAGAAACCUUCGGAAAAAGGUUCUGAAGAGAGUCAAGUGGUUCUUUCUUCGGAGAUGUUGCAUACACCUUCAUCACUGCCUGACCAAAUUAGUACCAGUAUGGAACAUACGGUACAAGGUGAGCAUAAGGAAAUCGCUUCGAUAUCUGUUGAGGUUUCACCGUGCCAUAAACAAGACACCUCUCAGUCUCAAAAAACUAUUUCAUGCAAACAGCCACCUUCUGAACUUGAUGAGUCAAUUCAUGAGGAAGAAAUAUUCUAUUUUGAUGACAUAGACAGAGCUGGAUUGGAGAGGAACGUUUUAUCCACAGAAGAAACAGACGACACUACUAUUCUAACAACAGGGAGAGGAAUUACAAUAGAUAAUAAAAAUAGAGAUGGUACACAGAUACAAACCAAUAAUCGUGAGAGCAAGUACACUAAUUUUGAAGAGAAAAUUAGUGAAACAAUCAAAGAGAGAGAGAAAAAUAUCUUUAUGGUUAAUGGUAAAUCAUUGGAGGGAGUAGUAGUAGAACCAGGUAAUAGUGAGGAAAUGUUGCAAAGCCUUCCAGAUGACUCUGUAGUUGCUAAGACAACCAGAGAAUACGAUGUAACCACAACCUACAGCAGUAUCAGAAAUAGAAUUAUUAAAAAGAUUAUUAUGGUUGAUGGUAAACCGAUUGAGACUGAGGAAGUGGUUGAAGAACCAGAAGAUGUCACUGAGGAAAUGCUACAAGAACUGCCAGCUGACUCGGUCAUUACUGAGACAGUCACCACAGAACCUAAAGUAAUCACCACGCACAGAAUCAUCAGAAGGCGAAUAAUUAAGAAGAUUAUUAUGGUUGAUGGUAAACCAGUAGAGACUGAGGAAGUUGUAGAAGAACCUGAAGAUGCUACUGAGGAAAUGCUGCAAGGUCUGCCAGCUGACUCAGUCAUUACAGAGGCAAUCACAGAACCUGAGGUGACCACUGUCCACAAAAUCAUUAGAAGGCGAAUAAUCAAGAAGAUAAUUAUGGUUGAUGGUAAACCAGUAGAGACUGAGGAAGUUGUAGAAGAACCAGAGGAGAUCACUGAGGAAAUGCUGCAAGGUCUGCCAGCUGACUCAGUCAUUACAGAGGCAAUCACAGAACCUGAGGUGACCACUGUCCACAAAAUCAUUAGAAGGCGAAUAAUCAAGAAGAUAAUUAUGGUUGAUGGUAAACCAGUAGAGACUGAGGAAGUUGUAGAAGAACCAGAGGAGAUCACUGAGGAAAUGCUGCAAGGUCUGCCAGCUGACUCAGUCAUUACAGAGACAAUCACAGAGCCUGAGGUGACCACUGUCCACAAAAUCAUUAGAAGGCGAAUAGUCAAGAAGAUAAUUGUGGUUAAUGGUAAACCAGUAGAGACUGAGGAAGUUGUAGAAGAACCUGAAGAUGCUACUGAGGAAAUGCUGCAAGGUCUGCCAGCUGACUCAGUCAUUACAGAGACAGUCACAGAACCUGAGGUGACCACUGUCCACAAAAUCAUUAGAAGGCGAAUAAUCAAGAAGAUAAUUAUGGUUGAUGGUAAACCAGUAGAGACUGAGGAAGUUGUAGAAGAACCAGAGGAGAUCACUGAGGAAAUGCUGCAAGGUCUGCCAGCUGACUCAGUCAUUACAGAGACAAUCACAGAGCCUGAGGUGACCACUGUCCACAAAAUCAUUAGAAGGCGAAUAAUCAAGAAGAUAAUUAUGGUUGAUGGUAAACCAGUAGAGACUGAGGAAGUUAUAGAAGAGCCAGAAGAGGUCACUGAGGAAAUGCUACAACCCCUUCCAACUGACUCUGUUAUCACGGAAACAGAUGUUGCAACAAGUAAAACUGCAAAAGUAACAAGUAACAUAAUUUCUAGAAGGCGAAUAAUAAAGAAGGUAAUUAUGAUUGAUGGUAAGCCAGUCGAAACAGAAGAAAUGAUGGAGGAGCCAGAGGAACUUACUGAGGAAAUGCUGGACACCCUACCAGGAGAUUCCAUGAUUACCGAGUCCCUCACAUACCCUGAAACAUCAACAGCUUGUUCAGCAAUUAGAAAAAGUAAAGUAAAAGUUCUCACGGCUGAUGGAAAACAAGUAUCAAGUGAAGAAACAGCGAAUCCUACAAAUGUUACUGAUGAAAUAUUGCAGAAUAUGAACAUUCCAGACUCGGUCAUUGUUGAAUCAUGUGUAGAGCCAGUGGAUCUUUCUCAAAGUCAGAUUCAACAAGUUAAGGACUCCGACAUUGUAAGGUAUUCUGAACUUGUUGUAGAACCUAAUAAGGAAGCACUUUCAACUGAUUCACCUACAACCUUUGGUAGAAAACAUAGGGUCAUUCAUAAACGAAUUAUCAAAAUUAUCAUUAUGGUUGAUGGCAAACCAGUAGAGACUGAGGAAGUUAUCGAAGAACCAGAGGAUGUCACUGAGGAAAUGCUGCAAGGUUUGCCAGCAGACUGUGCAAUUACUGAGUCAGUCACCACAGAACCUAAGGUAACCACUACACACAGAGUCAUCAGAAGGAGAAUAAUUAAGAAGACUAUUAUCGUGGAUGGUAAGCCAGUAGAGACUGAGCAAGUUAUAGAAAAUCCUGAAGAGGUCACUGAAGAAGUUGUCGAAAGUAUGCCUUCGGACUCGCAGAUUACUGAGACAAUUACAGAGCCAGAUGUAAUCACCACCUACAAAAUCAUCAGAAGGAGAAUAAUUAAGAAAAUUAUUAUGGUUGAUGGUAAGCCAGUAGAGACUGAGGAAAUUGUAGAAGAACCUGAAGAAGUCACUGAGGAAAUGCUGCAAGACCUACCAGCUGACUCUGUCAUUAAUGAGUCAGUCAUAGAUCCUGAGGUGACCACUAUCCGCAAAAUCAUUAGAAGGAGAAUAAUAAAGAAGACUAUUGUCGUAGAUGGUAAGCCAGUAGAGACUGAGGAAGUUAUUGAAGAACCAGAGGAUCUUCUGACAGCUGACUCUGUCAUUACUAAGUCAGUAACACAGCCUGAGGUGACCACUAUCCGCAAAAUCAUUAGGAGGAGAACAAUUAAGAAAACUAUUACCGUGGAUGGGAAACCAGUAGAAACUGAGGAAAUUGUAGAAGAACCAGAGGAUAUUACUGAAGAAAUGCUGCAAGGUCUGCCAGCUGACUCCACCAUUACCAAGUCAAUCUCCUCAGAACCUAAAGUAACUACUACACACAAAAUCAUCAGAAGGAGAAUAAUUAAGAAGAUUAUUAUGGUUGAUGGUAAACCAGUAGAGACUGAGGAAGUUGUAGAAGAACCAGAAGAUGUUACUGAGGAAAUGCUGCAAGGUCUGCCUGCUGACUCAGUCAUUACUGAGACAAUCACAGAACCUGAGGUGACCACUGUCCACAAAAUCAUUCGAAGGAGAAUAAUUAAGAAGAUAAUUAUAGUUGAUGGUAAACCAGUAGAGACUGAGGAAGUUGUAGAAGAACCAGAAGAUGUUACUGAGGAAAUGCUGCAAGGUCUGCCAGCUGACUCAGUCAUUACUGAGACAAUCACAGAACCUGAGGUGACCACUGUCCACAAAAUCAUUCGAAGGAGAAUAAUUAAGAAGAUAAUUAUAGUUGAUGGUAAACCAGUAGAGACUGAGGAAGUUGUAGAAGAACCAGAAGAUGUUACUGAGGAAAUGCUGCAAGGUCUGCCUGCUGACUCAGUCAUUACUGAGACAAUCACAGAACCUGAGGUGACCACUGUCCACAAAAUCAUUCGAAGGAGAAUAAUUAAGAAGAUAAUUAUAGUUGAUGGUAAACCAGUAGAGACUGAGGAAGUUGUAGAAGAACCAGAAGAGGUUACUGAGGAAAUGCUGCAAGGUCUGCCAGCUGACUCAGUCAUUACUGAGACAAUCACAGAACCUGAGGUGACCACUGUCCACAAAAUCAUUCGGAGGAGAAUAAUUAAGAAGAUUAUUAUGGUUGAUGGUAAACCAGUAGAGACUGAGGAAGUUGUAGAAGAACCUGAAAAUGUUACUGAAGAGCAAGUUAAAAUAAGGGAGAAAUUCAAUACUGCAGAUACAGAUGAGAAAUAUAUUAAUGACCCCUCAAAUAAGAAAAAGGAAGAGGUGAAAUCUGUCUUUGCUCUGCCUUUACCAGAUCAUGCUAAUGAUUGGAUGGAAUUAAUUGAAGGAGGGGGCUUUACACUUGAAGAUGAAGAUGGUCCAGAAAUAUCUGCUUCUCCUUUAAAAGGCGAUGCACCUGGAACUUUCUCAAGCUCAGUUAAAGAAGAAACAAUAGAAGAUGACACAACACUAAUACCAGAAAAGAAAGAAAAACAGGAUACUUUAUCUUUAACAUCAAAUACUAGCAUUAAUAGUGUUGAAAACACUGUCCUUUGCGCAUCUGAUGAUACUAGAAGAAUAGAGUCCCAUUCUUCUGAAAAAGCAACAGAUACUAAGCCUGCAUUUGGGCUAAUCUUGCCUGAUCAUGCAAAUGAUUGGUUAGAAAUUCUUGAGGAAGGAGGAUUCACACUUGAAGAUGAAGGUGAAGAAUCUGCCCAAGUGCCAUCUAUUCCAGAUACAUCCUCAGAUGUUUGUAUGUCUCUAGUAGCUCAAGAAGCUAAAAAACCUUCUCCAAAGAUUGAGUCUCAGCCAGAAGAAGAGAGACAUGACAAAUUAUCAUUUAAUCUACCUCUUCCUGAUCAUGCUAAUGACUGGAUGGAAAUAAUUCAAGGUGGUGGCUUUACACUGGAUGACGAGGACGAGCAAGACGAGAGUACCUCUCAAGUGCCAACCCAAGUUACUACUGGUGUGGUUAUCAGUUCAGAAAAAGAGGACAGCAGUGAAAAUCAACCAAGAGUUACUCCUGUUUGUGCUUUUAUAUCUCCUGAAGAAGAAAAAUAUGAAGAAAAACAAGUAAAGCAAGAAACAGAAACCUGUAAAGAACAAGAAGAACCUAAACCAUUUGGCCUUCCUAUACCUGAUCAUGCAGAUGACUGGCUGAAAAUUAUAGAGGAAGGUGGCUUCACACUUGAUGAUGAAGAUGAAGAACCCAUUACUGAACAAUCUGAUAAACCCCUUGAGCUUAGCACUGUCAUUUCCCCUACUACAACCGUCGAAACAGGUCCCAGUUCUCAAGCAGUUAAACCUGUCUUUGGACUCCCUGUUCCAGAUCAUGCUAAUGAUUUCAUGGAAAUAAUUGAAAGUGGAGGUUUUACUCUUGAUUCCGAAUCUGACGAAGAAACACACACAGAAACAACUGAGGAAAUUGCAGCCGCUACAGUGGAGACUGGGGAAACUUAUGAACCAGAAGGUAACUCCAAAUUAUACUCAAUAAUCACAAAACCUGAGCACUUGGUUCAUACAACUGAUAUUACUCAAGAGGUUAUGGAUCAAGUAGAAGUGAAAGAGAGAAUAUCAAGUCAGGAGCAAAGUGAACCUGAAAGUGUUGACCUGAUUGAACCUGCAGUGGAGUCAGAUAAAUCUGAAAAACUAUUUUCUUACGCAACUGCUUUGGCACAUGGUAAAGUAGUUGUCAUAGAGGAACCUAAAGAAGAGCUCAAGAAACCUUAUCCUCAUUGUGUUUCAAUGACAAGUUUAGAAGAAAAACACACAGAAGCAUCUACUUGUACUAAACAAAAGGAGGACUCAGAAGGUUUUGAGGAAAAACACACAGAAGCAUCUACUUAUACUAAACAAAAGAAGGACUCAGAAGGUUUUGAGAAAAAACACACAGAAGCAUCUACUUGUACUAAACAAAAGAAGGACUCAGAAGGUUUUGAGGAGAUUGUCUCCAAGAAGAAGAGGCGUCGCAAGAAGAUAGGCAGUGAAUCAGAACUAGAGACAAAAUCAACUGAGCAUAUUGAAAUUGAGGAUUCUGGAAAGUUUACAGAAGAAUCAACAGUGAUUCAGAAACAAAAAGAAUCAGGAAAAGUAUUUGAAGAAGACAUUUCUGUGAAUGUAAGUGAUGAAACUGACAAACAGAACAAUGAAGUGCUUGUUGAGCAUACAACAGUCAAGGAGACCAAAGAAGUGAAAGCUGAUAAUGAAACAAAUAUUCCAAUAAAGCAAACUGAAAAACCUGAAAAGUCUGACAAAAAGAAGAAAAAGAAAAAGUCCAAGGCAAAAGAUGACGAUGAUGAUGGUGAAGAUGAGAUUGAAAAGGCUUUGAAAGAAAUUUCCAAGAGUCAUAAAGAAAAACCCUCAAAAAAAGACAAGAAAGCAGUUGUUGAGGUGACCAGUGUUGUUGAGACCGAGUAUGCAAAUGUGGUAAUGGAGACAUCUGUUGAGCAGCUGGAACCAGAGACCUCGGCCAAGGAAAAGAAUGAUUCUGUUACUGAGGUUAGAAAACAGACAACAGAAUCAGAUAUCGCUGUAGUGCUCCUUCAAUCAAAUGAGGAUAUUGAAUCCGAAAAGUCUGUGACAAAACCCAAAAUACCAAGCAAAGUAGAAGUUUCCAAGCCAGAAGGGCCAGCUGAUUCUGAUGGUUUUAAGACAUCAUUGCUUUCAGUUAAUCCAGUGAGCCCUAGGCCCACCAGUCCUCAUAUUCCUAUUGAUGAUCCCAACGAUAUUAUUCUGACUCCUCAGUGGAUGCGACAGAGACCAAUUACUCGAACUAACAGCACAGAGGAAAAGAUUAAAACUCCACUUGAGGAACGUAAACAUUUGUUUAAAACCAGAAGUGCACCACUUGAGAGUACUUCCUUUACUGCUACUGAUACAAAUCACAGCAGAGCCUCAAGUGUCUCCGUUUAUGAUGAGGGACAUGGUGAAUACUUACAAUCUAUGCAGGAAGGUUCUUCCAGCUCAUCUUUAGGUGGUAUGCUUCCGGUAGUACCCGGUGAAGAAUAUUAUAAGAAUAAGAAGAAAAGGCCGAAGAAGGGAAAAGGUAAGAAAGGUGAUGAAGAUAAAGAUAGUGACAGUAAAGAUAGAUAUGCAGAAGGUAUUGAUAUGCUUAAAGAAGAUACAGGAGAGUCAAAGGAAGAAGCUUUUAUGCAACAAAAUGAUUACCAGGAACUUCAGGAGGAUGAUGAACCUAUAAUCACACAAAAGAAAGAAGAGACUUCUACACAAAAUGAGGAUGAAGUUUUAGCUCCAGAAAUUGAAGAACAACCUAUUGUGAGAGAAACUGAAAUUCAUGAACAAAUACAAGAGGAAAUUUUGAUUCCAUUUAGUAACACAAAAGAACCUAAAGUUGAAAUUUCAAAAGAGAAAGAUGACAUUGAGUUCAAACCAAAAGAGGUAGCAUCUGCAUUAAGAGAGGAAAUACAACAGGAACCUUCAAAAGAGUUUGAAGUUAUUUAUCACCCAGACAAAGAAGUAGCAGUUGAAGAAGCAGAUUCUCAAAAGAUAGUUAUAGUUUCAGAUAAAGAAGCUCAUCUUAAUCCUGAACUUGAAACUGUUCCAAAGGAAGCAACUGCAUUAAAAGAAAUACAGCAGGAACCUUCAAAAGAAUUUGAAGUUGUUCAUCACCCGAUGGAAGAGACAGCAGGAUCUCAAGAAGGAGUGAUGGUGUCAGAAACAGAAAUACAGCUUAAUCCUGAAAGUGAAACUGUUCCAAAGGAAGCAACCACAAUAAGUGAGGAAAUGCAUCAGGAACUUUCAAAAGAGUUUGAAGUUGUUCAUCUCCCAAAAGAAGAAGCAACAUUGGAAGAUGCAGAGUCUAAAAAAUUAGUGAUUUUAUUGGAAAAAGAAGUUUACCUUAAUCCCAAAAGUGAAACUGUUCCAAAGGAAGCAGCUGUACUAAGUGAGGGAAUACAACAGGAACCCUCAAAAGAGUUUGAUGUUGUUCACCACCCGAAGGAAAAAGAAGCUGAAUCUCAAGAAGUAGUGUUGGUGUCAGAAACAAAAGUUCACUUUAAUCCUGAAAGUGAAACUGUUCAAAAAGAAUUUGACAUUGAAUGCUUGGUAUUGGAGGAGGAGGUUGAAAAAUUGCAGGAACAAUGCAACAAAGACGAACAACUUGGAUUACAAAAAAUUGCGCCAAAUAUUGAAGAAGCUCUUGAAGAAGCUAUGACAAGUGAGUUAGAUGCUCCAGGUGGACAUUCACCUGUACUGCAGCCAGUAGAACCCAAGCCUGAGCUUGCUCUUCCUUUGCCUAAACAUGUCGAUGACUGGAUGGACAUCACAGAAGGUGGAUUUACUCCUGAAGAUGAAGCAGAGCAGCCUGUUAAAGUUAGCUCAAAGAAGGAAAUGGUCUCUGAUGCAGAAGCUGGAACUGUAAAGAGUAUUUAUUUUGCUACAACUACUGAAGAUAAAUCAAUGGAAUCAUUAGAAGUCACUCCAGAAGAAAGUGAGAUAAGUAUGCCUUCUGAAAUGGGUUCUGUGGAAAGCACCUGGCAUGAGCCUCAUUCAGAAGAUGAUUCUGGAGUGAGCUUUGCAGGAGCUUCUGAAUGUUCAGAACCUCUGGAACAAUAUCAGUCAAAAACUUACGCCAGUAUUCUCAUUCAUACUCCUGCUGUUGUUGUAGAAGAGCCAGCUGAAGAACCUAAAAAGACGCAUGUUUACCUGAACCCAACUGUUGUAGAAAAAGAAGAAAGUUCUAAAGAAAUUAUGAAGUCUCCAGCUGUGGUAGAUGAAGAAGGAUUUACCGAAUUUGUGUCCAAGAGGGGAAGGUACAGGAGAAAAACUCACAGCACCUCUGCAAUUACAGAUGAAAUUGAAGAAACAGUCAAAGCUGUUGUGGAAGAAUGUAGCAAAAAGGACACCAUGAAAAUCACAAAAGAAGAUAUAAAGGAAGUGAUGAGUGCAGACAUAGAUGAUAUAGAAAGUGAAAGUGAAAACAGUUUUCUUCAAGCACUUCGACCUAAAAGAAGUAAAUCGAGACAACGAUCAAGGUCAAAGAAGUCACCCAAAAUAUCUGAAUCAGAAAAAGAAAUAGAUAAAAUUGUGGCAGCAAUUGAAAGAGGGGAAACACCUCCAAAAACUAAAGAUAUAAUUGAGUAUGAACAUAAACUCUUUGCUGCAUUUUACCUUGGUUCAGAAUUAUGGUACGAUGUAUUUGGUAUCCGUGAUGCUGAAACAUACUACCAAAGGUAUCUUGUUACUAAAUCUAAAAAGGAAUUAAAUAAAGAAGAAAAUUUUGCUUCUGUUGUUGACUCUCAAGAAACUAAAAUUCAACCAGACCCAAUAACAUUGGUAUCUCCAAUCUCAGAAGUGAUUUCAUCAUCACAAGUGAUAGCAUCUCAAACAAGAGAAGCAGCUGCAAGACAAGACGUGCUAAUGCCUGCAACUGCAACUGCUGUAGAAGUGACACCAGCAGCAGAACAAGAACUGAUAACUUCUGCUGUAGAAGUGACACCAGCAGCAGAACAAGAACUGAUAACUUCUGCUGUAGAAGUGACACCAGCAGCAGAACAAGAACUGAUAACUUCUGUUGUAGAAGUGACACCAGCAGCAGAACAAGAAUUGAUAACUUCUGCUGUAGAAGUGACACCAGCAGCAGAACAAGAACUGAUAACUUCUGCUGUAGAAGUGACACCAGCAGCAGAACAAGAACUGAUAACUUCUGCUGUAGAAGUGACACCAGCAGCAGAACAAGAACUGAUAACUUCUGCUGUAGAAGUGACACCAGCAGCAGAACAAGAACUGAUAACUUCUGCUGUAGAAGUGACACCAGCAGCAGAACAAGAACUGAUAACUUCUGCUGUAGAAGUGACACCAGCAGCAGAACAAGAACUGAUAACUUCUGCUCUAGAAGUGACACCAGCAGCAGAACAAGAAUUGAUAACUUCUGCUGUAGAAGCAACACCAGCAGCAGAACAAGAACUGAUAACUUCUGCUGUAGAAGUGACACCAGCAGCAGAACAAGAACUAAUAACUUCUGUAGAAGUGACACCAGCAACAGAACAAGCAGAACUAAUAACUUCUGCUGUAUUAGUGACACCAGCAACAGAACAAGAACUAAUAACUUCUGCUGUAGAAGUAAUGCCAGCAAUAAAAGACCCAAUAUAUGAGGUAAUUGAAAUUUCUCCUGUUGGAGCAGAAUCAGCAUCUGAAUUCCUAGAAAUAACUCCAGAAGUGUCCCAGAUUUCCUGUGUACCAGAAGCUGAUCAAAGGCCAGUAAAUUCAGUGGUACAAGCUGAAGAAGUAUUUCCAGUUUAUUUGAUGCCAGCUGAUCUUGAUUCUACAAGAUAUGACAUGAAGACUAUUGUGGAAUCUGAAACAAGGUAUUAUGAAUAUCUUGCACAGCAAUAUGCGAAAUCUCUUCCUACACCAGACAGUAAAAUUUCUUCUGAUCAAAAAUUAAUCUCUCAAAUAACUGAUUUAGAGGAAACAAAAUAUCAGUGUGUGGAAAAUGAUAAAACUGAGACACACAAAAGUCACACAGAUGAAGAUAAAACUGUGAUAAACAACGAACGUGUAAUUGACAAAGCUGUAAUAGAUGAGACUGAGAUGGUUGAAGAUAAGGUUGUUAUAAAUGAGAAUGAUGUGGAUGAAGCAAUGAUUUUGCAGGCAUCAUUAGUAACUGAUGCACAGCAACAUAAAAGAGCAGGUGGGGAUGUAUUGACUGGAGAACCUCUCACACAAUGUGAGGAGCAUGUGGUGUUAUCAGGUAAACUGGUUGAGAGUGAAGAUAUUUUAGGUCUUCCUGAAAAGCCACAACAAAGAUCAACAACAUCUACAGAUGCCCUGCAACAUGAAAAUAUCCAUUAUAACAUGCCAGAAAUUUUGCAAGCUGAGGCACAGUACCAAGAGUACUUGGUUAAAUCAGAAAAGUUAGCCGAUUCUAAAAUCAACAUUGGUAGGCCACCAGUAGAGUCACCAGUGACAACUAAAGAUGCACUCCAAGCUGAAAGGGUAUAUUAUAAUGUUUCAGAAAUGCAUCAAGCUGAGACACAGUACUAUGAGUACUUAGCACAGUCACAAAAAUCGAGAGAGACUGAUGACAGCCUUGGUGUGCCAGUCAUACAACCACAACAAACAUCAACUGAGACUGAUGACAGCCUUGGUGUGCCAGUCAUACAACCACAACAAACAUCAGCUGAGACUGAUGACAGCCUUGAUGUGCCAGUCAUACAACCACAACAAACAUCAGCUGAGACUGAUGACAGCCUUGGUGUGCCAGUCAUACAACCACAACAAACAUCAGCUGAGACUGAUGACAGUCUUGGUGUGCCAGUCAUACAACCACAACAAACAUCAGCUGAGACUGAUGACAGUCUUGGUGUGCCAGUCAUACAACCACAACAAUCAUCACCAGAGACUGAUGACAGCCUUGGUGUGCCAGUCAUACAACCACAACAAACAUCAACUGAGACUGAUGACAGCCUUGGUGUGCCAGUCAUACAACCACAACAAACAUCACCAGAGACUGAUGACAGCCUUGGUGUGCCAGUCAUACAACCACAACAAACAUCACCAGAGACUGAUGACAGCCUUGGUGUGCCAGUCAUACAACCACAACAAACAUCACCAGAGACUGAUGACAGCCUUGGUGUGCCAAUCGUACAACCACAUCAAACAUCAGCAGCAAUUAAAGAUGCAAUGCAACCAGAAAAGUCUGCAUAUAAUAUUUUAGAAAUCCUUGAAGCUGAGACACAGUACCAAGAGUACUUAGUGCAGCAGGAAAUGUCAGGAAAAACAGAAGACAACUUUGGUCUGCCAGCAGUACAGCCACAGCAGACAUCAGUAGAGAUUAAAGAUUCAUUGCAGCAUGAAAAGGUCCCUUAUAAUGUUUCAGAAAUUCUUCAAGCCGAGGCACAGUACCAAGAGUACUUAGCUCAGUCAGUAACGACAGCCGAGACGGAAGACAGCUUUAGUGUGCCUGAAGUACACACCCAUCAGAUAUCGGCAACAAUUCAAGAUGUUUUGAAACCUGAAAAGGCCCCUUGUAAUGUUUCAGAAAUUCUUCCAAUUGAAACACAGCACCAUGAAUACUUUGCAGAGUCAGAAAAGCUACUGGAGACUGAAGACAACACUGCUCUGCCAGAAAUGCAGCCACAAGACACAUCAAAUACUGCAGAUGUGUUGAAGACAGAAAAGACCACUUGUAGUUUUAUAGAAAUUCCUCAAGCUAUGCCACAGUCCCAGGAGUCCAUGCAACCAGAAAAGUCAGCAGAGACUGAAGACAACAGUGAUCAGCCAAGAGUUCAACCACAUCUGACAUCAGCAGCAACUGAAGAGUCCUUGCAACCAGAAAAGAUCACUUAUGAUGUUAGAGAAAUUCUUCAAGCUGAAACACAGUACCAAGAGUACUUGGAUCAAUCAAAAAUAUUAACCAAGACUGAGGACUGGCGUGGUCUGUCUGACUGCCAACCACAACAGACAUCAACAUUAUCUGAAGAUACAAUGCAAUAUGAAAAAAUCCAAAUUGAAAAGCCAGGUUAUAAUAUAUUGGAGAUAUUGCAGGCUGAGACACAGGAUAAAGAACAUUCUGGGCAAUCAGAACGGUUAGCUGCAGCUGAAGAUAAUGCAGACCAAGAAAAAGUACAAGUACAAGAACUGUCAACAACUAGUCAAAUAAUUUAUACUGAAAUCAGGGACAAGGAACGCUUAGUGCAAAUAAAUGACCCAGCUAUGACUGAGGAUAAUGGACUUGAAGCAGAUACACGAAUACUUGCUGCAUCUGCAGAUGCUUUGCAGCACGAAGAGAAACCCCAUGAUUUACCAGUUAUUAAAGAGGCUGAAGUACAAUUUCAGAAGCAUUAUAUACAGUUGCAACAAGUCUGUGAAAGCACAAACCCAACAGAAGAAGUCCAAAUCACAAACCAACCAGGGGUGCACAUUACAAAAGAGGAAGAGGAAGGACAAACAACUUCCAUUUCCACAGCUUUCAUAACUUCUGAAGCAUCAUCGGUAAUGCAUUAUGAUAUGCCUUCAAUCCAGAUGGCUGAAACUAAAUAUCAGGAAUAUUUAGCACAGACCCAGGAUAGCUUAUCAUGGGCUAAUGUUGUUGCACAUGGGAAGCCAUUAAUCAUAGAGGAAGUAGAAAAGCCAUUCCAGGAUGAUAAAUCCUUCAUCCUAUACCAAACCAAGACAGUCAAAGUUGUGGUCACAGAUGAAGAAGUUUCUAAACCUUUGGUGCCUCAGUCAACUGAUGAAGAAGGGUUUACCGAAUUUGUGUCAAAACAGGAAAGACGCCGUCGCUUGCGUUCAUCUUGCUCAGAAGAUCCUGAAGAUGCUGUAAAGGAUAUUGUGCCCUAUGUUCCAAGAAUAGAGUUGCCAGAAGUAGAAAUUGUAGAAGAAAUAGAGCAGGCAAAUUUGCAAGAAAAAACGAAGGAUGAUUCUGAAACAGAAUUAGUUGAUGAAGAAAGCAUGGUGGAAACAGUUGAGAUAACAGUGAGGUCUAAGAAGCGCUUAGAUAGCCACAGAAGAGGCCAGUGUCAUCGUAUAUCUGAAAACGAAAAGGAAGUGGAUGAAAUUCUUCGCCAAAUGGGCCGUGAAGAGGUAUUACAAAAAUAUGCCAUUCAUGACUCAUUCUGGAAUGACAAAUGGUUAGCAGAGGACAGUGAAAAGAAGUAUUAUGAAAUGAUAGCUAAAGUUUCUGAUACUGCCUUGGAGCCAUUGCUUGUAAGUAAAGCAGAAACUCAAGAGACAGUCCAUGAACCUGAAAAACCACACCAAGUUGAUGUGAUAGGAAGGCUGACAAAAGAAGAGUGCAUUGUUCCCACCCUUACAGCAACUACUAACACCUUGUGUGCCUCUCCACCAAUGUCUCCGCAUGUUACUAGUGAUAACACCAUUCAUGAACUAACUUCAUCCUUUUCAUACAACAUGGCUGCAAUUAAUGAGGCUGAAUCUAGAUAUUAUGAAUAUCUGGCACAGCUUAAUCAAAUUAACCAGAAACAAGAGCGACCAAAAGAAGAAAUUGUAAGGAAUGUAAAGGAAGAAGAAUUUAUACCCCAGCAUAUUAGAGAAGAUGAAAAUGCUUUGUUGCAGGGAUCUUCCAUUACUACAGAAACAAGCCCUCAAACAUUGUUGAAGCCCGAUAACGUUAUUAUUUGCGAAUCGGAUAAAUAUGACCACUCAGCAAUCCAGGAGGCUGAAAUGAAGUACCAGGAAUAUUUAGUCCAGUCAGACCAGGUGCAAAUUCCAAAGGAUGAGGUUGGCAUACAACCAGAAAUAGUAGCAAAUGCUCAGAAUGAAUCAAAAACUGAAUCAUUGGAGCCCUUGCUCUCAGAAACUUCAACAGUAGUGGGCUGUAAUGUAACUGAUAUUCAGAAGGCUGAGAUCAGUUUUCAGAAAUAUCAUGCAGAAACAGAAGAUACUGCUUCUUGGGCUAAUAUUGUGGCUCAUGGGAAGACAGUAAUUAAGGAACCAGAGAAAGAGACACCCCAGAAUGACAAAUCUUUCAUCCUGUACCAAACAAAAACAGUGAAGGUUGUGGUCUCAGAUGAAGAGGCUAUGAAACCACAGGUGCCUUUGUCAACUGAUGAAGAAGGUUUUACCGAAUUUGUCUCUAAGCACGAGCGUCGCCGUCGAUUGCGGUCAUCGUGUUCUGAGGAACCAGAAGAUAGUGUGAAAGACAUAGUGCCUUAUAUACCAAGAAUAGAAUUACCAGAAGUAGAAAUUGUAAAGGAAUCGGAAGAAAUUAAAUCCAAAUUACUUCCUUUAACUACAGAACAAGAUGAAGACAUUGUAAAGGAAGAAUGUGUACCCCAAAAGCCUGAUAAAACACACAAAUUCAUGAGAGAAAGGCAUCAUAAACGUAAUCGUUCUCGUGUGUCCGAGGCUGAGCAGGAGGUGAAUGAAAUUCUUCGUCAAAUGGAUCGUGAAGAAGUUCUUCGCAACAAUGCAUCUCAUGAUUUCUUCUUGUGUAACCAGUGGAUGUACAGCGAUGCUGAGAAGAACUACUUUGAAAUGUUAGCCAAGAUCAAGAAAGCUAAUGUCGAUCUGGUGAGUGAACUUUUAGAGAAGGGUGAUGAUGAUGAUAAAGAUGAUGACAGUGAUGUCUCUGGCUCAUCUCACGGGCCUCCACCAGCUUCUGACGAUAAAGGUGGUAGCCCAACGAGAACAUACCAGAAUGAAAUCAUGCAGGCUGACCUCCCUCAUGGUUUAGCAAACUGGACUGAUGAGAGCACAUAUCUUUCUUUAACCCCAAGUCUCCCAGACCAAGUCACUGAUACUAGUUUCCCAAGCACUAAUAUGACUCAGACACAACUGACUGACAGUUUGACUAUGACACAGACAGCAGAUUCCACUAGUAAGACAACAAUGACUGUAAUCAGCAAGAAGGCAGCUUUCCUGCAGGCCCCUUGUCAAGACAAUACAACACUCGCCCAGCACAGAGAGCACCAGGAGGAAGCCAAGAAGAAAGUAUCAGCAGUGCAACACAAACUUGAUAGCUUCCAGGAGAGAAUCAAGGCUCUUGUGGAUUAUACUGUUGUUGAACAGUUAACUUCUAUACAGAAACUUAUUAUUGAGAUGCAACAAGUUGAGAAUGAACUGAAUUGUUUAGAAGACAAAGGAAAGACAAUGGAACAAGACUCUGAGAUGCUGAAUAUGCAGGCUGCUGUCUCUGGUCUAAGAAUGCGUCUGAAAACCAUGUGCUCACAAGCGGAAUCUAAGAAAAAAGAAAUUGAGGGAAGACAUAGUGAAACUGAGCAACAGAAGUUCCACUUGAUUGAAUACCAGCAGCUACUUCAAGAUUUAGAAUGCUGGGUCACGGAAACCUAUACCCAAAUCACCACGGAAAUUUCACAUGGGUCUGCAGCAGCCAUCCGUGAACAGAUAUCCGUAAAUCAGAUUCUGCAGCGUGAUUUGCGCCAUCGUGAACAUCAGUUGGCUGAGCUCCGCAGUAAGUGUGAGCGUGUGCGGGGUGACUCACAUAUUGAAUCUUUGGCUCAAGAGAUGACAGAUCAUCUCUCUGUUUUGAGUCAAACCAUUUCAGACACACGACUAGUACUUCAAAAUCGUCUUCAGCAGCUGAAGGAGAUCCUGGCGAAUGAAAUGAUGCGGGAAGAAACUGAGAAACAAGAGGCAAAUAAGGAUUAUGAGAGUACAAUUGCUAGUGUAGAAUCUGUCCAGCUUCAUCAGCAUCCCAGUAUAAGUGCAGACCAACUCAAGAAAAAGGAAUUUACUACUAUCACUACAGAAACUUUCACAGAACCAGAAAUUACAACAGUUUAUAAGGUUAUGAGAAGGAGGAUCAUUAAAAAGAUUACAUUAGUUGAUGGUGUACCAGUAGAAACAGAGGAAGUUAUUGAAGAGCCAAGUGACGAUAAAGGAGAGCCAAGUGCCUCAGACACCACAACUACUGUCGUGAGAGCCAUUCGUCGAAGAAGCAUCACAAAGACAAUCAUCAUUGACGGUAAACCAGUGGAAAUCAAAGAAGUAGUUGAAGAACCAGAAGAUGUUGCUGAGGAACUAGUUGAAGAGGGUUCAGUGGAUCACAGCAAAAUGUUGAAGAGCUUGGAACAUGAAGGAAAGUUUUUGGAUUCAGCAGAGGAAGUAAUGGAACCUGAUACAUUUAACCCUCAAACUGUAAUCACUACACAUCAAGACAUUAGAAGAAUAGUAAAAAGAAUUGUGAUGAUUAAUGGUAAGGCUAUUGAAAUUGAGGAAUUUGAAGACCCACAGAAUGUCAAGCAUGAAGAUUUCCAAGGAAAUUCUCCAGAUGAUGAAGUGGAUAAUAUUACCAGUCCCAAUAUAAACAGUCCCAAAUCCUUUACUAAAGAAAAAUUAGCUGAACCAGCUACCACAACAACUACUCGUAAAUUUGAUGACAAAAGGAUAAUAACAAAAAUUUUAUUUGUUGAUGGUAAACCUAUAGACUCUGAAGAAGUAGUAGAACCAAAAAAUAUUACUGAGGAAAUGCUGCAAGGUCUGCCAGCUGACUCCGUGAUUACUGAGACAAUCACAGAACCUGAGGUGACCACUGUCCACAAAAUCAUUCGAAGAAGAAUAAUCAAGAAGAUUAUUAUGGUUGAUGGUAAACCAGUAGAGACUGAGGAAGUUGUUGAAGAACCAGAAGAUGCAACUGAGGAAAUGCUGCAAGAUCUGCCUGCUGACUCAGUCAUUACUGAGACAAUCACAGAACCUGAGGUGACCACUGUCCACAAAAUCAUAAGAAGGAGAAUAAUCAAGAAGAUAAUUAUGAUUGAUGGUAAACCAGUAGAGACUGAGGAAGUUGUAGAAGAACCAGAAGAGGUUACUGAGGAAAUGCUGAAAGAUCUGCCAGCUGACUCUGUGAUUACUGAGACAAUCACAGAACCUGAGGUGACCACUGUCCACAAAAUCAUUAGAAGGAGAAUAAUCAAGAAGAUAAUUAUUAUUGAUGGUAAACCAGUAGAGACUGAGGAAGUUGUAGAAGAACCAGAAGAGGUUACUGAGGAAAUGCUGAAAGAUCUGCCAGCUGACUCCGUGAUUACUGAGACAAUCACAGAACCUGAGGUGACCACUGUCCACAAAAUCAUUAGAAGGAGAAUAAUCAAGAAGAUAAUUAUGAUUGAUGGUAAACCAGUAGAGACUGAGGAAGUUGUAGAAGAACCAGAAGAGGUUACAGAGGAAAUGCUGAAAGAUCUGCCAGCUGACUCUGUGAUUACUGAGACAAUCACAGAACCUGAGGUGACCACUGUCCACAAAAUCAUUAGAAGGAGAAUAAUCAAGAAGAUAAUUAUUAUUGAUGGUAAACCAGUAGAGACUGAGGAAGUUGUAGAAGAACCGGAAGAGGUUACUGAGGAAAUGCUGCUAGGUCUGUCAGCUGACUCAGUCAUUACUGAGACAUUCACAGAACCUGAGGUGACGACUGUCCACAAAAUCAUUAGGAGAAUAAUCAAGAAGAUAAUUAUGGUUGAUGGUAAACCAGUAGAGACUGAGGAAGUUGUAGAAGAACCAGAAGAGGUUACUGAGGAAAUGCUGAAAGAUCUGCCAGUUGACUCCAUGAUUACUGAGACAAUCACAGAACCUGAGGUGACCACUGUCCACAAAAUCAUUAGAAGGAGAAUAAUCAAGAAGAUAAUUAUGAUUGAUGGUAAACCAGUAGAGACUGAGGAAGUUGUAGAAGAACCGGAAGAUGCAACUGAGGAAAUGCUGCAAGAUCUGCCUGUUGACUCAGUCAUUACUGAGACAAUCACAGAACCUGAGGUGACCACUGUCCACAAAAUCAUUAGAAGGAGAAUAAUCAAGAAGAUAAUUAUGAUUGAUGGUAAACCAGUAGAGACUGAGGAAGUUGUAGAAGAACCGGAAGAGGUUACUGAGGAAAUGCUGAAAGAUCUGCCAGCUAACUCCGUGAUUACUGAGACAAUCACAGAACCUGAGGUGACCACUGUCCACAAAAUCAUUAGAAGGAGAAUAAUCAAGAAGAUAAUUAUGAUUGAUGGUAAACCAGUAGAGACUGAGGAAGUUGUAGAAGAACCGGAAAAGGUUACUGAGGAAAUGCUGAAAGAUCUGCCAGCUGACUCCGUGAUUACUGAGACAAUCACAGAACCUGAGGUGACCACUGUCCACAAAAUCAUUAGAAGGAGAAUAAUCAAGAAGAUAAUUAUGAUUGAUGGUAAACCAGUAGAGACUGAGGAAGUUGUAGAAGAACCGGAAGAGGUUACUGAGGAAAUGCUGAAAGAUCUGCCAGCUGACUCUGUGAUUACUGAGACAAUCACAGAACCUGAGGUGACCACUGUCCACAAAAUCAUUAGAAGGAGAAUAAUCAAGAAGAUAAUUAUGAUUGAUGGUAAACCAGUAGAGACUGAGGAAGUUGUAGAAGAACCAGAAGAGGUUACUGAGGAAAUGCUGCAAGGUCUGUCAGCUGACUCAGUCAUUACUGAGACAAUCACAGAACCUGAGGUGACGACUGUCCACAAAAUCAUUAGAAGGAGAAUAAUCAAGAAGAUAAUUAUGGUUGAUGGUAAACCAGUAGAGACUGAGGAAGUUGUAGAAGAACCAGAAGACGUUACUGAGGAAAUGCUGCAAGGUCUGCCAACUGACUCAGUCAUUACUGAAACAAUAACAGAGCCUGAGGUGACGACUGUCCACAAAAUCAUUAGAAGGAGAAUAAUCAGGAAGAUAAUUAUGGUUGAUGGUAAACCAGUAGAGACUGAGGAAGUUGUAGAAGAACCAGAAGAGGUUACUGAGGAAAUGCUGAAAGAUCUGCCAGUUGACUCCAUGAUUACUGAGACAAUCACAGAACCUGAGGUGACCACUGUCCACAAAAUCAUUAGAAGGAGAAUAAUCAAGAAGAUUAUUAUGGUUGAUGGUAAACCAGUAGAGACUGAGGAAGUUGUAGAAGAACCAGAAGAUGCAACUGAGGAAAUGCUGCAAGAUCUGCCUGCUGACUCAGUCAUUACUGAGACAAUCACAGAACCUGAGGUGACCACUGUCCACAAAAUCAUUAGAAGGAGAAUAAUCAAGAAGAUAAUUAUGGUUGAUGGUAAACCAGUGGAGACUGAGGAAGUUGUAGAAGAACCAGAAGAGGUUACUGAGGAAAUGCUGCAAGGUCUGUCAGCUGACUCAGUCAUUACUGAGACAAUCACAGAACCUGAGGUGACGACUGUCCACAAAAUCAUUAGAAGGAGAAUAAUCAAGAAGAUAAUUAUGGUUGAUGGUAAACCAGUAGAGACUGAGGAAGUUGUAGAAGAACCAGAAGACGUUACUGAGGAAAUGCUGCAAGGUCUGCCAACUGACUCAGUCAUUACUGAAACAAUCACAGAGCCUGAGGUGACGACUGUCCACAAAAUCAUUAGAAGGAGAAUAAUCAGGAAGAUAAUUAUGGUUGAUGGUAAACCAGUAGAGACUGAGGAAGUUGUAGAAGAACCAGAAGAUGCAACUGAGGAAAUGCUGCAAGAUCUGCCUGCUGACUCAGUCAUUACUGAGACAAUCACAGAACCUGAGGUGACCACUGUCCACAAAAUCAUUAGAAGGAGAAUAAUCAAGAAGAUAAUUAUGGUUGAUGGUAAACCAGUAGAGACUGAGGAAGUUGUAGAAGAACCAGAAGAGGUUACUGAGGAAAUGCUGCAAGGUCUGCCAGCUGACUCGGUCAUUACUGAGACAAUCACGGAACCUGAGGUGACCACUGUCCACAAAAUCAUUAGAAGGAGAACAAUUAAGAAGAUUAUUAUGGUUGAUGGUAAACCAGUAGAGACUGAGGAAGUUGUAGAAGAACCAGAAGAGGUUACUGAGGAAAUGCUGAAAGAUCUGCCAGUUGACUCCAUGAUUACUGAGACAAUCACAGAACCUGAGGUGACCACUGUCCACAAUAUCAUUAGAAGGAGAAUAAUCAAGAAGAUAAUUAUGAUUGAUGGUAAACCAGUAGAGACUGAGGAAGUUGUAGAAGAACCAGAAGAGGUUACUGAGGAAAUGCUGAAAGAUCUGCCAGCUGACUCCGUGAUUACUGAGACAAUCACAGAACCUGAGGUGACCACUGUCCACAAAAUCAUUAGAAGGAGAAUAAUCAAGAAGAUAAUUAUGAUUGAUGGUAAACCAGUAGAGACUGAGGAAGUUGUAGAAGAACCAGAAGAGGUUACUGAGGAAAUGCUGCUUGGUCUGUCAGCUGACUCAGUCAUUACUGAGACAAUCACAGAGCCUGAAGUGACGACUGUCCACAAAAUCAUUAGAAGGAGAAUAAUCAGGAAGAUAAUUAUGGUUGAUGGUAAACCAGUAGAGACUGAGGAAGUUGUAGAAGAACCAGAAGAGGUUACUGAGGAAAUGCUGAAAGAUCUGCCAGUUGACUCCAUGAUUACUGAGACAAUCACAGAACCUGAGGUGACCACUGUCCACAAAAUGAUUAGAAGGAGAAUAAUCAAGAAGAUAAUUAUGGUUGAUGGUAAACCAGUAGAGACUGAGGAAGUUGUAGAAGAACCAGAAGAGGUUACUGAGGAAAUGCUGCAAGGUCUGCCAGCUGACUCAGUCAUUACUGAGACAAUCACAGAACCUGAGGUGACCACUGUCCACAAAAUCAUUAGAAGGAGAAUAAUUAAGAAGAUUAUUAUGGUUGAUGGUAAACCAGUAGAGACUGAGGAAGUUGUAGAAGAACCAGAAGAUGCAACUGAGGAAAUGCUACAAGAUCUGCCUGCUGACUCAGUCAUUACUGAGACAAUCACGGAACCUGAGGUGACCACUGUCCACAAAAUCAUUAGAAGGAGAAUAAUCAAGAAGAUAAUUCUGAUUGAUGGUAAACCAGUAGAGACUGAGGAAGUUGUAGAAGAACCGGAAGAGGUUACUGAGGAAAUGCUGAAAGAUCUGCCAGCUGACUCCGUGAUUACUGAGACAAUCACAGAACCUGAGGUGACCACUGUCCACAAAAUCAUUAGAAGGAGAAUAAUCAAGAAGAUAAUUAUGAUUGAUGGUAAACCAGUAGAGACUGAGGAAGUUGUAGAAGAACCGGAAGAGGUUACUGAGGAAAUGCUGCAAGGUCUGCCAGCUGACUCCGUGAUUACUGAGACAAUCACAGAACCUGAGGUGACCACUGUCCACAAAAUCAUUAGAAGGAGAAUAAUCAAGAAGAUAAUUCUGAUUGAUGGUAAACCAGUAGAGACUGAGGAAGUUGUAGAAGAACCGGAAGAGGUUACUGAGGAAAUGCUGAAAGAUCUGCCAGCUGACUCCGUGAUUACUGAGACAAUCACAGAACCUGAGGUGACCACUGUCCACAAAAUCAUUAGAAGGAGAAUAAUCAAGAAGAUAAUUCUGAUUGAUGGUAAACCAGUAGAGACUGAGGAAGUUGUAGAAGAACCAGAAGAGGUUACUGAGGAAAUGCUGCAAGGUCUGCCAGCUGACUCAGUCAUUACUGAGACAAUCACAGAACCUGAGGUGACCACUGUCCACAAAAUCAUUAGAAGGAGAAUAAUUAAGAAGAUUAUUAUGGUUGAUGGUAAACCAGUAGAGACUGAGGAAGUUGUAGAAGAACCAGAAGAUGCAACUGAGGAAAUGCUACAAGAUCUGCCUGCUGACUCAGUCAUUACUGAGACAAUCACGGAACCUGAGGUGACCACUGUCCACAAAAUCAUUAGAAGGAGAAUAAUCAAGAAGAUAAUUCUGAUUGAUGGUAAACCAGUAGAGACUGAGGAAGUUGUAGAAGAACCGGAAGAGGUUACUGAGGAAAUGCUGAAAGAUCUGCCAGCUGACUCCGUGAUUACUGAGACAAUCACAGAACCUGAGGUGACCACUGUCCACAAAAUCAUUAGAAGGAGAAUAAUCAAGAAGAUAAUUAUGAUUGAUGGUAAACCAGUAGAGACUGAGGAAGUUGUAGAAGAACCGGAAGAGGUUACUGAGGAAAUGCUGCAAGGUCUGCCAGCUGACUCCGUGAUUACUGAGACAAUCACAGAACCUGAGGUGACCACUGUCCACAAAAUCAUUAGAAGGAGAAUAAUCAAGAAGAUAAUUCUGAUUGAUGGUAAACCAGUAGAGACUGAGGAAGUUGUAGAAGAACCGGAAGAGGUUACUGAGGAAAUGCUGAAAGAUCUGCCAGCUGACUCCGUGAUUACUGAGACAAUCACAGAACCUGAGGUGACCACUGUCCACAAAAUCAUUAGAAGGAGAAUAAUCAAGAAGAUAAUUAUGAUUGAUGGUAAACCAGUAGAGACUGAGGAAGUUGUAGAAGAACCAGAAGGGGUUACUGAGGAAAUGCUGCUAGGUCUGUCAGCUGACUCGAUCAUUGCUGAGACAUUCACAGAACCUGAGGUGACCACUGUCCAUAAAAUCAUUAAGAGGAAAAUAAUUAAGAAGGUUAUUAUGGUUGAUGGGAAGCCGGUGGAGACUGAGGAAGAUGUAGAAGAACCAGAGGAUGAGAGUUUAGAGUCUGUAGAUUCUGCUAGUGCUUUACCUACCCAUUUGGCAGGAGUCCGUGUAAUUAAGAAAAAUAUUAAAAUUAAACGUUGUGUGCACACAGUUGAUGGAAGCGACGUGAUUGACGAGGAAAGAGCUGAAACACCUGAAGAGAUUCAUGAGUAUCCUUCAGGUAUUGGAGCAAUGCAGCCAAUUACAAUACCAAUAAGUGAUGAUGUGGAACGUGUUUCUGGGGUUGCCUCAUCAUCUUAUGACAAUGUUCCAGACCAAAAGGCAAGAGUCAUUCGGGAACUGAAAAUCUUUGGUGGCCAACCAAUAUUAUCGGAAGAAAUUCUUGAAGGUGGUGAGCCCUUUGCACCAGGUGAUACCCCAGAAGUCAGAAACAUUGAGUAUCAUGUUGUACGAAGAUACAAAAAGGUUAUUAAGAGAGUCCAGAUAAUUAAUGGAGAGAAGGUUGAAAUAGCGGAAGUUGUAGAGGGACCUGAAACUGAGUUUAGCUUGCCAGAUGAUGGAUCAGGUGUGACUGUUACAGAAAUGUAUGAUGGAAAUGAGGCUAUGCCAAGCCUCCCUGUCAAAACUUCAAUAGAAGUCGCUGGCCCUCAACCAUUUCCAAAUCAACUGGAAGAUGGGAGUCAACCUAAAGAUAUGGAGGAUAGAAUAAAAUCAUGUUGGGAUGAAGAGUUCUAUCCCAGUACUGCUAAACCUACAGAAAAGGAACCAGUGCCCCAUAGUACUGAUGAUGCUCCUCAUCUCUUGCAACCAGUUUCACCUGACAUAAAGGACGCAGAACUGGAUUCAUUCCCAGUACCAGAUAAUUCAUUCCUACCACCAGUAGAUAAAGAUAGCACACCAGAAGAUAUCAUGUCAAACAAACUAAAAAGUAUUUGGACUGAAAAUGUUUAUCCCAAACCAGCUGAAGACACAGAAAAUGAGCCUGCAGUGCCACAAACAACUGAACAAGCUCCUCCAUUGCCAGGGUAUUCACUCACACAGGUGAAAGAUACAGAAAUAGCUUCAUUUCCAGUGCCAGCAGAUACGUUCCCAUUACCAGUCCAUAUGGAUGAAGAUGUACCAAAAGAUGGUGUAAAAAGCAGCUAUGAUGGUGUUUGGGUUGAAGAUGUCUACCCAAAACCUGCCAAACUCACCAACGAAGCCCCAAUAUCACAACCUUGUGAGGAGGCUCCAGCUCUUCCGGUAUUGUCAACUGCAUUUGAGAAAGAUACUGAAUUUGACUCAUUCCCAGAGCCUUGUGAAGGUCUGUCUAAUCCAUCUUGGGAUGAUAUAGAUCUCAAAGACAUUACUCGUGAGAUUUCUUUCUCACAAGAUAACGAGCCCCAAGCUCAGGAACUUGUUUUAGAUAAAGAAAGUUUGCUGUCUGAUAUAGGAAAGCUCAAAUCACCUGAUAUUCAGGAAACUGAAAAUUAUAAAGAAGAGUCUUUAAUGUCCUUCCCUCUUCCAGUUGAACUGGGAGGAUCCGAGCUUAUUUCAAAAGUUUUGCCUGCUCGAAAAGAUUUUGAAGAAAUUCAAGUAAGUCCCUUCCCUUCACCAGAAGGAGAUGAUGGCAUUGCCCAAGUACAAAAAUCUUACGAAAUCCCGGGUAUCUUUACAUCUCCUCUUUUUGAAAAGACAACCAGAGAAAAGGUUAUUGAGCUGAUCAAACCUGAGACUGACAUCAAAUCACCAGAUCUCCCUAUGUUACCACCACAUAUUGAAACCACUGUUAUGCCUUUCCCGCAGCCUGUUGGAGACUUCCCACUUGUAACCAAAUCACAGUCUCCAGAAUUACCAGAAGACUCAAAAGUUGAAAAAAGCAUAUUCACUAUUGAAAACUACCCAUCAGUGCCAAGAGGUGACCCUGCACAGACCAUCUCGGAGAUGAUCCAUAAUGCACCUGCUCCACCAGUGCCAGUUCCAGAUUUUGCUAAAUUUGAGACUCUUGAGCCUUUUGCAAAGCCCCUAGAGUUUGGUGGAAAUGAACCUUCCUUCCCUGAAUUAGCAAAUAAAGAUAGUGACGAAUGUGAGCAGUUAGAAGAUUCAAUGCAAACGGCAACUCUUUCUUGGAGAGUAGAACAUUAUCAACACCAUAAUGUAAAAGAUGACAUCCCAAUAAUUUCUGAUGAAUUAUUAGGUGCACCAUCUUUACCAAUUAAUGUAAUGGAGACUCCUUCCCCAGAAAUUAAACCAAUAUUCCCCGUACCUCAAGGAGAGCAUCCUCAGCCUGAAUUUAUUUUACAAGACAAGAACACAAUCAAGAGCCUGCCAUCAUUUCCAGAAGCUGGAGUUACUGCAGAGGAAGGUAAACCUCCCCCUGAGUUUCCCGAGCAUGUUAUGGAAGAAGUUAAGCCACAUGCCUUCCCUACACCACUCAUAUCUGAGGCUGGUUAUACACCAAAAGAAGUAACAUCUACGUCACAGUGGGCAGAGAACGUUUAUGUCAAGAGUGAAAUUGUUAAAGACAAGCAAGAUAACAUAGAAGAAAAGUUAGAUGUUGAAUUAUCUCCCCUUCCAUCAGAGGAGCCAAAAUAUUCUGACAAAGACUCUGAAUUCCCAGUCCCGGUGGGAGAGCUUCCAAAGCCUUCUAAAAUAUUGGAUGAACCACAAGUAGGAACAAGUCCUACUGAAAUGUUCAGUGAUGUAUUAUAUUCUCAUCCAUUAAAAGCAGAUGAGUUGGGGGUUAUUGGAGAACAAGACCUUGUGCAAACGUCACCAGAUAUACCUGUGUAUGAAGAGUUGGUUUCCUCUCCAGUAGCACUUCCAUUCCCAGUUUCUGAAAAGCCAAGAGAAGAGCUAGGCAUAGGAAUGCAUGAUGAUACAAAAGAAGAAAUAGAGGACAAGGAAGAGACCCAAAUGUUAACAAUGCCUGUUCACAUAACUAGUACAGAAAAGGAAGGACAAAGUGAUGAAGAGACACAGCACUUAGUCGCAUCCAAAAUUAUGCCAUGCAAUAUUGAAAAUCAGGAAAAGGAAGAAACUCGUGCAUUCCCAGUGCCAGACACUGUUAGUGGUCAAGACGUACCUCAGGACAGUACUCAACAGUCACAAUGGACUGAGAUACUUUACAGCAAGAGUGAGGAAAUUAUAGAGGAUAAACCUAUUCCAGAAGAAUUAGAUCAAGCAGAGUUAUCACUGUUGCCAAUGAGUAGGCCAGAACAGUUUGAUAAUGACAUUCCAUUCACUUCUCCAGCAUGCCAAUUCCCACAGCCAUCAGGUAUGGUUGGGCACCCUGAAAGAGAAGUUGAAGUCAGUCAUUUGUAUACAGAGACUGUUUUUGAUAAACCUGUUGAUACAUACAAAUUUGAGCCUAUUGAAGAACAGCAGGAGAUGCUACCCUCUCAAAAAGCAUUACCUCACUUUAAAGAAACUGUUGCCUCAUCUUCAGAAAUUCCAUUUCCUGAGAUUGGUAUGCUUCUUGCAAAGGCAGAAAAUGUCACGGUAGUAUCAGAGAUUGUAGAUACUGAUGAACAGGAUAUGAAUGUACCCAAAUAUGUAGAAGAAAGAACAGAUGAUAAGAAAGUAGUAGAAGUUUUUCCCCAGCCUGUUACUGUCCACACACAGGAUACACCACAAGAUGUUUUAUCAGUUUCACAGUGGACUGGGGCACUUUAUGAUAGGAAGCAAGUGUUUGUUCAUGAUAUUAGCAUUCCUCAAGAGAGCCCUUCUAUUGAUUUACCUCAUAUUCCCAUGAAACGUCCAGAAGACUCAGAUAUAAAAAUGACCUUCCCUUUCCCUGUUGGAGACAUUCCUCAGCCUCUUGAAAGUGAGGAAGAGCUUUCAGACGUAGAAGCACCCAAGUUAUUUACAGAAAUUUUGUACAGUCAUGCUCAAGCUGAGAAAAUGCCAAGUCCAAUUGUUGAACAAGAAGAGUUAAAACAAGCUUCUGUAAAUAUCCCUGAUUACAAAAUGACUGAAACAAUAGAAGAUGAUGUACCCUCCUCAGUUCCUGUACCAGUCCAUGCACUGCAUAAAGAAGCUUUCAGUAAAACAGAAGAAAAUGUUACACAACCUUUGCCACAUAAAAAAGAAACUGUAGAGGAAUCUGUCAAAGAAUUUUCAGAGCUUAGUUUCAAUCCAGCAGACAGACCUAUAGAAAUUUCUCCUGAUUAUCUUGCUACUCCUUUGGCAGAAGUUGUUCACCCCAUGAAGGAUGAUGUUCCAGAGACCAAGGAAAUAUCUCACAAACAGGAUGAGGUUGUGCUAGCACCUGUGCCAAUGAAUGAAUCUGAAGCUCUUACCAGUGUGGCAUUCCCAACUCCCUUUGGAGACAUACCAGAACCUUCAGACAAGAUGGAAGAACCUCGGCCAAGUUUAGAAACAGAGCAAUUGUUUUCUAAUGUAAUUUACACAGAGAUAGAUGAUACAAAGAGGUUUAAACCAAUAAAAGAACAAGAUAUAAAACAAAAACAAUUAAGUGAACAAGUGGAUGAAGAAUCUAAAUAUGUUGUCUCAGAACCAUUCCCAAUACAUGGAGAGAUGCCUGAUACUGUAACAUAUCCACUUUCUCCAAAUGAAGUUGAAUUCAUACACAAAGACAAUGUAGAAGACAUAACAGAACAAGACACAAAUGUGGGAAUGAUGCCAGGCCCUUACAACACAGAGGAAGUGACUGCUAAUAUGCCAAUAGAUGUAGCAUAUAGUGAGAUAGAUGAGAGUACACCCGUGGAAAUUGUCAAAGCCAUUGAAAAAUAUGAAGUCACUGACCAAGAGGUCAAAGGCCUGCCAACUAACUCUGGAAUUACAGAGAUAAUCACAGAACCUCAGGUGACUACAACCUAUACAAUAAUUAGAAGGAGAAUCAUUAAGAAUAUUAUAAUUGUUGAGGGUAAACCAGUAGAGACUGAAGAAGUGGUAGAAGAACCCGAGGAUGUCACUGAGGAAAUGCUGCAAGAUCUACCAGCUGACUCAGUCAUUACUGAGACAGUCACAGAGUCAGGGAAAACUAUUGUCCACAAAAUCAUAAGGAGGAGAAUAAUUAAGAAGAUUAUUAUGGUUGAUGGUGAACCAGUAGAGACUGAGGAAGUUGUAGAAGAACCAGAAGAUGUCACUGAGGAAAUGUUACAAAGUCUCCCAGCUGACUUUGCAAUUACUAAGAUAAUCACAGAGCCUGGAGAAAAAGAAGUGGUAAUACCAGAAAAAAUCAUUGAUAAACUACCACAAGACCUGCCGGCUGACUCUGGAAUUGAGACAAUCACAGAAUCUGUAGAAACAGAAGUAAUGGUAAAACCACAAAAGGUCACAGAUAUUGUACCACAAAAACUUCCAACUGACUCUGAAACCACUGAGACAAUCACAGAACCUGAAGAAACAAAAGUGGUGGCAGAACCAGAAAAAGUCACUAAGAAAGUACCACAAGACCUGCCAGCUGACUCUGGAAUUGAGACAAUUACAGAACCUGAAGAAACAGAAGUGGUGGUAGAACCAGCUCAUUCUGGAACUACUGAGACAAUCACAGAACCUGUAAAAACAGAAGUGGUGGUAGAACCAACUGACAUUAGAACUACUGAGACAGUCACAGAACCAGUAGAAACAGAAGUGGUGGAAGAACCAACUGACUCAGUCAUUACAGAGACAAUCACAGAGCCUGAGGUGACCACUGUCCACAAAAUCAUUAGAAGGAGAAUAAUCAAGAAGAUAAUUAUGGUCGAUGGUAAACCAGUAGAGACUGAGGAAGUCGUAGAAGAACCAGAAGAGGUUACUGAGGAAAUGCUGCAAGAUCUGCCAGCUGACUCGGUCAUUACUGAGACAAUCACAGAACCUGAGGUGACCACUGUCCACAAAAUCAUUAGAAGGAGAAUAAUUAAAAAGAUUAUUAUGGUCGAUGGUAAACCAGUAGAGACUGAGGAAGUUGUAGAAGAACCAGAAGAUGUCACUGAGGAAAUGCUGCAAGACCUGCCUGCUGACUCAGUCAUUACUGAGACAAUCACAGAGCCUGAGGUGACCACUGUCCACAAAAUCAUUAGAAGAAGAAUAAUCAAGAAGAUUAUUAUGGUUGAUGGUAAACCAGUAGAGACUGAGGAAGUUGUAGAAGAACCAGAAGAUGUCACUGAGGAAAUGCUGCAAGACCUGCCUGCUGACUCAGUCAUUACUGAGACAAUCACAGAGCCUGAGGUGACCACUGUCCACAAAAUCAUUAGAAGAAGAAUAAUCAAGAAGAUUAUUAUGGUUGAUGGUAAACCAGUAGAGACUGAGGAAGUUGUAGAAGAACCAGAAGAUGUUACUGAGGAAAUGCUGCAAAAUCUGCCUGCUGACUCGGUCAUUACUGAGACAAUCACAGAACCUGAGGUGACAACUGUCCACAAAAUCAUUAGAAGGAGAAUAAUUAAAAAGAUAAUUAUGAUUGAUGGUAAACCAGUAGAGACUGAGGAAGUUGUAGAAGAGCCAGAAGAUGUUACUGAGGAAAUGCUGCAAGAUCUGCCAUCUGACUCCGUGAUUACAGAGACAAUCACAGAGCCUGAGGUGACCACUGUCCACAAAAUCAUUAGAAGAAGAAUAAUCAAGAAGAUUAUUAUGGUUGAUGGUAAACCAGUAGAGACUGAGGAAGUUGUAGAAGAACCAGAAGAUGUUACCGAGGAAAUGCUGCAAGGUCUGCCAACUGACUCGAUCAUUACAGAGACAAUCACAGAACCUGAGGUGACGACAGUCCAAAAAAUCAUUAGAAGGAGAAUAAUCAAGAAGAUAAUUAUGGUCGAUGGUAAACCAGUAGAGACUGAGGAAGUUGUAGAAGAACCAGAAGAUGUCACUGAGGAAAUGCUGCAAGACCUGCCUGCUGACUCGGUCAUUACUGAGACAAUCACAGAACCUGAGGUGACCACUUUCCACAAAAUCAUUAGAAGAAGAAUAAUCAAGAAGAUUAUUAUGGUUGAUGGUAAACCAGUAGAGACUGAGGAAGUUGUAGAAGAACCAGAAGAUGUCACUGAGGAAAUGCUGCUAGACCUGCCUGCUGACUCAAUCAUUACUGAGACAAUCACAGAACCUGAGGUGACCACUGUCCACAAAAUCAUUAGAAGGAGAAUAAUCAAGAAGAUAAUUAUGGUCGAUGGUAAACCAGUAGAGACUGAGGAAGUCGUAGAAGAACCAGAAGAGGUUACUGAGGAAAUGCUGCAAGGUCUGCCUGCUGACUCAGUCAUUACUGAGACAAUCACAGAACCUGAGGUGACCACUGUCCACAAAAUCAUUAGAAGGAGAAUAAUUAAAAAGAUUAUUAUGGUUGAUGGUAAACCAGUAGAGACUGAGGAAGUUGUCGAAGAACCAGAAGAUGUUACCGAGGAAAUGCUGCAAGGUCUGCCCUCUGACUCGAUCAUUACAGAGACAAUCACAGAACCUGAGGUGACGACUGUCCACAAAAUCAUUAGAAGGAGAAUAAUCAAGAAGAUAAUUAUGGUCGAUGGUAAACCAGUAGAGACUGAGGAAGUUGUAGAAGAACCAGAAGAUGUCACUGAGGAAAUGCUGCAAGACCUGCCUGCUGACUCAGUCAUUACUGAGACAAUCACAGAACCUGAGGUGACCACUGUCCACAAAAUCAUUAGAAGAAGAAUAAUCAAGAAGAUUAUUAUGGUUGAUGGUAAACCAGUAGAGACUGAGGAAGUUGUAGAAGAACCAGAAGAUGUUACUGAGGAAAUGCUGCAAAAUCUGCCUGCUGACUCGGUCAUUACUGAGACAAUCACAGAACCUGAGGUGACGACUGUCCACAAAAUCAUUAGAAGGAGAAUAAUUAAAAAGAUAAUUAUGAUUGAUGGUAAACCAGUAGAGACUGAGGAAGUUGUAGAAGAACCAGAAGAGGUUACUGAGGAAAUGCUGCAAGGUCUGCCUGCUGACUCAGUCAUUACUGAGACAAUCACAGAACCUGAGGUGACCACUGUCCACAAAAUCAUUAGAAGGAGAAUAAUCAAGAAGAUUAUUAUGGUUGAUGGUAAACCAGUAGAGACUGAGGAAGUUGUAGAAGAACCAGAAGAGGUUACUGAGGAAAUGCUGCAAGGUCUGCCAACUGACUCAGUCAUUACUGAGACAAUCACAGAGCCUGAGGUGACCACUAUCCACAAAAUCAUUAGAAGAAGAAUAAUCAAGAAGAUUAUUAUGGUUGAUGGUAAACCAGUAGAGACUGAGGAAGUUGUAGAAGAACCAGAAGAUGUCACUGAGGAAAUGCUGCAAGAUCUGCCAACUGACUCAGUCAUUACUGAGACAAUCACAGAACCUGAAGUGACGACUGUCCACAAAAUCAUUAGAAGGAGAAUAAUCAAGAAGAUAAUUAUGGUCGAUGGUAAACCAGUAGAGACUGAGGAAGUUGUAGAAGAACCAAAAGAUGUUACUGUGGAAAUGCUGCAAGGUCUGCCUGCUGACUCAGUCGUUACUGAGACAAUCACAGAACCUGAGGUGACCACUGUCCACAAAAUCAUUAGAAGGAGAAUAAUCAAGAAGAUAAUUAUGGUUGAUGGUAAACCAGUAGAGACUGAGGAAGUUGUCGAAGAACCGGAAGAGGUUACUGAGGAAAUGCUGCAAGGUCUGCCAACUGACUCUGUCAUUACUGAGACAAUCACAGAACCUGAGGUGACGACUGUCCACAAAAUCAUUAGAAGGAGAAUAAUUAAGAAGAUUAUUAUGGUUGAUGGUAAACCAGUAGAGACUGAGGAAGUUGUAGAAGAACCAGAAGAUAUUACUGAGGAAAUGCUGCAAGAUCUGCCAGCUGACUCAGUCAUUACUGAGACAAUCACAGAACCUGAGGUGACCACUGUCCACAAAAUCAUAAGAAGGAGAAUAAUUAAGAAGAUUAUUAUGGUUGAUGGUAAACCAGUAGAGACUGAGGAAGUUGUAGAAGAACCAGAAGAUGUCACUGAGGAAAUGCUGCAAGAUCUGCCUGUUGAUUCAGUUAUUUCUAAGACAAUCACAGUGCCUGAGGAAACAAUUAUUAAAGAAAUUUCGAAGAGCAUAUCGAAAAAAAUUGUUUUAGUUGAUGGUCAACCGGUGGAGAAGGAAGAUGUUUUAGAAGAGCCAGAGUUCUCUGAAGAAAGUGCCUUAGAUUAUCCAAAAGCCACUGAUAAUGAUGCUCUUUAUCAAACUGAUACAAUCAUUUCUCCACAUAUGGUCAGGAGACAAAUAAUAAAGAAAGUCAUAAACAUUGAUGGGGAACCUGUGGAAGUGGAUGAUGUUGAGGAACCUGUGGAUGAAAAUGUUGAGGAACCUGUGAAAGUGGAUGAUGUUGAGGAACCUAUGGGUGAAAAUGUUGAGGAACCUGUGGAUGAAAAUGUUGAGGAACCUGUGGAAGUAGAUGAUGUUGAGGAACCUAUGGGUGAAAAUGUUGAGGAACCUGUGGAAGUAGAUGAUGUUGAGGAAGCUGUGGAUGAUGCUGAAGCUUGUGAAAGUGAAGCACCAGAUUCUGAGCAGUACAUGAUGAAACCAGAGGACACCACAACCAUCAUUCAUACAGUAAUUAGGAAGAGCAUUGUCAAGAAAAUCAUAAUAAUUGAUGGUAAACCUGUAGAGAUUGAGGAAGUUAUUGAUGAACCUGAGGAUGUUAAUGAAAUGUCACAAAGUAGCCUCCCUCUUGAAGCUAGGAAAGGUGAUAUCUCUUCUUACCCUGAGUUACACCCUGAUAAUAAAGAAUUAAUUAUUGAUCAUUUCCCACAGCCAGCAAAGGAUUCCUUAACAGAUCCCAAAGAUGCAGGUAAUAUAUAUCUAUGGCAAGAGCAGCUUUACCCACAAGAGAUGCCACAGCAACAUGCUCAUCUCCCUGAAGACCAAGAUGCUGCUCCUGCACUACCAGAGCAUCCCAAAGAACCUCCUGUUGAUGACUUGCCAGUGUUCCCUAGAUACCAAGAAAGGUUCUCUCUUCCACAUGUAAGCCAUGAACAGCCUCUUGAGUCACCUGAAGCUCCAGUUCUCUUUGAGGAUGUGAUGUAUGAAAUUCCAACACCAUCUUUAGGUUUAGAGAGCAUUGUGAUUGAAACUCAGCCUCCCGUUUCAGCACCUAUUUAUGAGGAAAAAGAGGUAAUUAUAGAACCUGAGCUCCCUAUUCUAAAGCUCAAGCUUAAGACUGAAGAGGUACAAGAACAGCAAGAUCUUGCUGCAGAUGCCCAGCCGAUAUCCAUUGCUCCUGAUUCUACAGUAAAAGCAGCAGAUAAAUUGCAGCUCAUUUUCUCUGAGCCUGAAUAUGAAGUAAUAGACACCAAGGUUGAGUCUCCUUUAUCAGCUCCAGAACCUCCUGUCUCAUAUCUUGCAAAGGUGGUGGAAGAUAAGCAGGCCUUAGAUCUAGCUAAAAUGCCAGAAUAUGAAGUGAAAGAGGCUGAUGAUAUUGUCAAAGUAACAGAAAAUAUAAUGGAUAUCAUUGAACCUCCUCAUUCAGACAUUACACCUGAUGAAGCUGUUCAGACUCAGGCAUCUGAUUUAGAACAUAAAGCUACAGCACAAGAGCCUAAAUUUGCAAUAUAUGAGUUUAAAUUGGAGAAGGAUAUUAUCUCAAUUCCAGAUGACAAGAUUGAAGUUUUCAAAGAAGCUCAGUUCUCAAUGCCAGUUUCAGAUCAAGCAGUAACAUGUGCAGAAAAAGAUCAGGAUAUUGAAGCAAGUCCCCCAAAAAGUUCUGAAAAGGUUUUAUUGCAAAAAGCAUCAUCAGAUGCACAAAGAAUGUCCUCGCCUGAUGAGGACACAGAUAUACCAUUGUCUGAUGAACCAAGUGCUCUAGAAGCACGAGAAGUAAGCAAGCUUGAUACUGAAGAAAAAUAUAAAGAUAUAUCAAGAUCAGAAUCAGGAGUUUCAAUUGUAAUAACACCCGCUGAUGAAAUAGGUGAUACUGAUGAAAAUGAUAUUAGUAAUAUAUCACAUGAUGACACAAGUUCUGUUGAAGACGAAAUGUAUACUCCUGAGGAAAGUACUCACAUAGACCUGAAAGCUGGUGAUACAGUAUCUGUAUUACAAGACAGCGAGUAUACAGAGAUGACUCCAUUGGAGCAAAGCAUACAAGCCAUUGAAGAGCCUAAAGAGUUAGUACCGGAGACAAAAAGUGUUACUCCUGAGAGGAAAGAAAUUCUUAAAGAAGCAGAUGAGACCCCCAUGGAUGGUUCUACUAGAGAAAAGUCACCCCUUAGUUUGUAUACUGCACACUUGGAUGAUCAAUUUGUCACCAGUAUUGAAGUUUCAUCUUUACCCACUGUGGAAGGAAUACAUCCAAGAGAUGUCUCUCAGGUUAUUUCUGGUGAACUGAUUGAUGAACACACAGCAGGACCACCUGAAGUAAAGCCUCGGAGUGUGUUGCCCACACCUGAUGACCAUCAAGUCGUCAAAACACAUGAGUUCCUGCCAUCUGGGGAGUCUGAAAUCAAGCAAGACUUGCAGGUAACAUUACUAGAAAAUCAAAGUGUUAUGGAAGAGCAACCUUUGGUUGAAGAAUUAACAAUUACUGAAGAAUGGCAAACCAUAUUUGCUAUUCUAAAACGCCGUCAAAAUUUAAGGGAACAAUCAACUUCAGUGGCCCCCACUACUACACUAAUGUUAACUCCUUCAACUCAACCUUCAAGUAAAGAGCAAGGGGAGCAAGUUGAUACAAAUCUAAGCUUGUUACAAUUGGCAAUAGAAAAGAAGGAUGUUGUUGUGGUACAGAAAGUAAUUAUUUCCAUAGUUGAAACUGUAAGUACAUGGUUGGAAACUAUCGAGUACAGAAUUUAUGCAAUAAGGAAAACCGAAGAUGUUGAAGAAAGGACAAGACAGUAUGAGUACUUGCGUACUGAACUCUUCAUUGUAGAGGAGAAACUAACAGUCCUUGAGAAUGUGACAAAAUCUGCUGUAAAGGUUCUUAGUGAAGAAACCAUUGUUACUAUCAUAGAAACAGUGAAAUAUUUACGUCAACAGGUCAGCCAUGUUGAAAAAGUGCGACAGAAUGAACAAGAAGAUCUUGCUCACGUGGAGGAGCGUUAUGCACAAUAUCUCACAGCAGUUACUGAUGCUGAACAAGAAGUAUCCAAACUUAAGUGUCAACUUGGUGAGAUUCAGGAAACUCAAAUGUCACCUGAGGAAAGACUCACAAAAUUAGAAUUGCUGCUCACCACUAAUGAAGAAACAAGGGACCGUAUCACACAGUUAUUGCUUAACUCGCAUGAUCUCAAACAAGCCCCAGGUCGACAAGUUGGCGAUGAGCUGGCGGCUAUUCAGACUGAGCUCUGUGAUGUUCACGACUCUGUUGAAAAGGAGUUGGACAAUCAUCUGCGGCUCACAACUACCACCACCGAGUAUGAAGAAACUCUCAUGGAACUUGCACAUCUUAUUGAAAUGGCAGAAACAAUUUUAGAAGCAAGAGUUGUUGCUCGAGAUCAUAGUCACUUAAUUGAUACGAUUACCAAGCACAAGAAGCUAUUCCUCUCCCUUCGUCAAUGCCAGAAAGUAUUAGAAUCACUAGACACCGCUUUGGAGCCCAGCUCUCGUGUUCACUACCAGCAAUUGUACUCUCGGUCCUAUUUAAGGGCUUCAAGAUUGUUGGACAAGGCAACACAGCGCAACCAUCAGCUCUCUCUCCUGGAGGCUGAAUGGAUGCGCCUACUUAACCAAUUGAAAGAAGAGGAAGCUUGGAUGGUGUCAGCAGCGGAGCAGGUUACCCAACUUCACAUUGUGUCUGCUGACACGUACGAAGACAACACAAAUACAUGCAAGGAUCUGCUGGUGGAGAGCGUCACACACGAGGCUCACAUGGGCCAUCUGGUGGAGGUGGUCCGCAAAGUGGGAGACGCCAUCACCUGCACUCACCUAGAGACGCGAGUGAAAACUCACCAUCAGCAAACCAUGGGACUCCGCCAUGAAAUCAGUCGCUUGUUGGAGCGCCUGGAAGAACUGCACGUCCACUGGUCCACUUAUCAAACCCAAAUGGAUAAGCUGCAGGAGUGGUGUUCACAGGCCAAGAUUUCCCUGGAAAAUAUUGACCUGACUCCACAAGACCAAGAGAAGCUGAAAGAGCAAUUUAAUCAGAUUUGGAAUCUCAAGGCCCAGUUUGAUAGCCAGAGUGUACUACUAAAUGAAUGCAUGAACCACUUUGAUAAAUCAGUGGGUCUAGUAAAUAUGGCAGAUGAAACACACCAGAGACAUUUCCUCUCACAGUUCAAGAGUGAGUGGCAUGAACUUGAGGAACUUCUCCAGCAGAAGGAAAAAGAGUUACACCGGAUCCAGAUUCAAGUAGUUCCUGUUCCACAGUUACUGGUGGAAACUCAAGAUACACUCUCAAAUAUUGAAGUUGCCUUACAGAACAUUGAUACUAAUGUGACAUCAAUACAGCAACUCAGAGAUAUAUCAGAAAAUUAUAAGGUGCUGCGCAUCAAAAUUUUGAACAGUAAGGAAAACUUAGACCAUUUAACAAAAGUGUCCAGUACUGAGGACGAGCAAGAUGAAGAAACAUUAGACACCCUUGGUCGAUUGUCUCUAACUUGUCAAGAGCUGAUUUGUACUAUCCAGCAGCGUAUAGCAUCACUAGAAUACACAUUGGAUCAUGUUCAAAAAACUGUCAGCCGUGUAGAACGCAUCUCUCUCACAGUAGGACAUAUUGAAAAUACAAUGGAAAGGUGUAAAGCAGUAGAUAAAGAAGGUGAACAGAUCCUCAAGGCUGCACUUCAUUCAUGUCAAACAAUUUAUGAUAGUUUGGCCCGUACUGAAGAAGAUAUCACCAAGGUAAAACAAUGCAUGGAAACUUUAAGUCAAGACCCCCAUCACCCUUGCCAUCUAUCAGAAUUAACAUUACAAGUUGCAGCUCUUCAAGAGCGGCUUGAAGCAGUGGCAGAGAGUAUUAAUGAAACUCAAACCAACUUGAAAAAUCGCCUUGAAAUGUGGCAGAAAUUCAUGUCUUCAUCUGAUGCAGUAGAUGGCUUCCUGCAGGAAGUUGAAUACCUUCUUGAAAGUGCCUUGGACUUGCCUUCUGUUAAUAGGGCUGCAUUGAGGAAGCAUGUAGAAGAACUUCAGAACCUUCAGGGAUCUAUGGUCUCUAAUAUGAAUCUCUUAGAGAUGCUGAAGACUCAAGCAGUACAUGUGGAGAAAACCCAUUAUGUGGAGACACAACUAACACGCUGGAAUAGUGUUUCACAAAGACUAGAAUCGGUUAUUCUGCGGUAUGAAACAGCCCUGGAGUUAUGGGGCAGGUUUGUUACCGUACAGGAGGAGGUGAGAGUGUGGGUGGAGUCAAAAAUCACUCUUAUCGUUUCUCUCCAGUCUCGUGGCAUCAGUAAUGAAGAACGUUCUCAGAUUCAGGUGCUAGUUGGAGAGGCAGCGUGGUCUGGAGAGCGGGUGUCGGAGUUGAGGCAGUUGGCUCGCCAAAUCCAAUUACAUGUUGCAGAAGACUCUGCACAGGAUACACCCCUCGUCGCCGAGGUUGAGCGGCUAGGAUUUAGAAUCACUAAUUUGACAGAAGCUAUUACUCAGCUCAGCAGCAGCUUGGCACUACAAGUGGAUGCUGAAAACCAACAACAAGAGGAGGCUGCUCUACAUGAGCUACAAGCUGGCAUCAAUGGUGCAAAAACUCUUCUAGCAUUGCCUGAACCUGGGCUAGAGCAGGCGGCAGAGCGAGCUGUCCAACUGCAAGAUCAAUUGGUGACUUUGGGUAGCUCUGGUGGACCCAUUAUUGAGAGUGGCCCAACACAGGUGGUAGAAGCUUGGCAGAUUGCAGUUCGUGAUACACACUCUCGUUAUGAACAAGUGGUGGCGGGUCUUGGUGGUGAUGAUGAACAACUUGCAGCUGCUCUGAUCACUUGGAAGCAAUACGUGGAAAGUGUGGAGGCAGAAAUGAAUGCACCAGCCCCUGCCUCACGUGAGGGUCUCCACGAAGCCUCCCGCCUGUGCCAGGUUCACCGUUCCAUCCUAACCACACAGACCAAUGUCCUGUCAACAAUGCAAGAGCAAGCACAACAAGAGGAUGCACCUCCACGAAUCAAAGACCUACAAGGUCGUUUACGUGAACUUAUUCUGCGGCACAAAACUGUUCUUACUACAGUCAGUGAACGAGAGCAAAUUUUACUCCAAACUAUUGCCACUUGGGAAACGUAUCGAGUCAAGGUGGCUCAGUUGCAAACUUGGAUAUUGGCGCUAGAACAAGAGAAACAAGGCCUCCAGUUGAGGCAAGUUGCUCGUAGGCGACUUGAUAAAGUUAUCAGUAGACUGCAGUCCUUGCUAGAACAAUUAUGUCGUGGAGAAGAACAAGUAGAAGGUGUUGCAAAACUUUGCCAAAAAUUAAUGUCAUCAUGUGAUCCAAGUAUACACUCCAUCAUAAAGGCAGAACUAGCAUCUCUGCAGCAGCGUGUGACAAAUAUGCGUGCUGGUGUAGAAACUUGGCUCAGUUACCUUAACAAAAGCUCUAAACUAUGGCGACGCUAUGAAGAAGUAUACAAUAAACUCCAUACUGUGUUAAGUGAUUUGCAGGCUGGAUUGUCUGCUGAUCUUCCUUCAGAUUUCAGCAGUGUGCAAGAAACCAUCACGAAAUACCAUAGAAUUACUGCGUCUUUGGAAGCCUUAACUGGAGAUUUGUCAUUGUUAAGAACCACUCGGGAAGAGAUGAUUGAUUCACUAACUCCUGCUGAUCUUCGACUAGUUACCCAACGAAUGUGGCGGGUCACACAGUUACAAGCCGAGCUGCUCCAUCAGUACAGACUCAGAAUUAGUACCUUGGAGGAUAGAUUAGAGUUAUGGCAAUUGUAUGAUACUAGAUAUCAGCAGUUCCUUUCCUGGGCUAAGGAUAUGGAAGCUAAAAUUGAUGGCGGCUCAGAACAGUACAUUGACACUCUAAUUAGAAAACUUGAGCAUGACUAUCAAGAAGAUAUAAAGACUAAGAGCAUAGAAAAACUUUGGCUUAUAUCUGAGGGUGAAGAAUUAAUAUCCUGUAGUAAUGAAGAUCAGGCUGCUGACUUGAAAGAGAAAGUAGACAAAAUUGAAACAACUUGGAAGCAUAUUCAUGAUAAAUGUAGUAGUAGAAAACAAAAGCUUCAGGACAUUGUUACCACCAUUAACAAGGCUGAGGUUACAUUAGCAGAACUGAAGGAAUGGCUUUUCUUAAUUGAGAAAAAGCUGUCAAGUCCUGUGGUCUUCCAGAAUAGUUCCAAGAAACAAAUAGAUCAUCUCUUAGAAGCUGAAGAAGAGAUACGAAAGGAGAUUGAAAAGCAGAGUGGAACCAUUUCUUCUGUCUUAAACCUUUGUGAUAUGGUAAUUCGUGACUGUACAGAAUUUGAUGCAAAUGGUGACACAGACUCUCUGCAGGAGGCACAUCAUAAUCUUGAGCGCCGAUGGGGGGAGAUUUGUACUCGCUCUGCUGAAAGAAAAGUAUUCAUCAAGAAGACAUGGAAAAUGUGGCAGGACCUCAUUGCAGUGAACACUUCUUUUGAAACCUGGUUAACCAUGAUGGAGUCAAAAGUAAGCGAGAUAUCUGCCUCGUCGACACUUGUACCAUACAACAAAAUUGAGGAGAGAAUCUCCAUGGUCCACGAGCUGCAACCUUUGAUUCAUGACCAAACACUUCAAUAUGAAAAUCUUAACCAAAACUACAGAGUGCUGGCAAGACCUUAUGGAAGAGAAAAUAGAUUGGAUCAAGCUAAUGAAAUCAGAACAAUGGUUAAGACUUCCAAUGCACGAUUCCACAUCCUUAGCUAUCAUGUUACUGUAAUUUUAAGGCGUCUGAUGUAUAGUAGAAGAUUAUAUGAAGAAUUUGAAAAUACAAGAGAACAGUUAAUGUCUUGGCUCAAUGAUUUUGAUCUUAAAGUAUCUGAAUAUGAACAUCAGUCACAAGGAGAUCUGGAAUACAAAAAGAGGGCUCUUUUAGAACUUGUUGCUGAAUAUGAAAAACACGAGGCACAAUUAAAGAGCUUUGAUGAUAUGAUUAUUUACCUUUUUAAGAGAAGCUGCAAUUCUGAUUGUAUCCUCAUAGAAGAAAGUCUUACAGAGUAUUGGAUAGCGAGGAAACACAUUCACUCUCACCUUUUGGCCUUACAAGAAGCUAUUGAGAUUGAAAUAACUCAAAUCACAACAAUAACUACAACCACACAGAUUUUAGAGACUACUCACAGGACACUAAGACUUUCUGAAGAAAGAUCACUUCAAGAUCAGGAAGAUGAUGACUACAAAGUCCCUCUGAUGUCAGAUGCAGAGCUACUCAACUUAGAACCAACCUUCAGUUCAACAGAUAUGUCACUCAUUGGUGCAGUGGGUGGGAGGUCCUUGGCUGUAGAGAUGCGUGUUGCACUCGAUGAAAGCAAGAGACUUCUUGCACAAUUAGAAGAAGCGCUGAAAUGCCCCACACCACAAGGGGCUGAAGUUGACAAGAUGUACUAUUCCUUUUCGAAGCAACUAGCAGGAUGUCGGUCAUCUGUAGACCUUUUGAGCUCCUUGGUGCGGCAUACUGGUGAUGACAGUGAAGCAAGAGAUCUUCACCCUGAAAUAGAUGUUGUUAUAGAAGAAUUUAAACAAUUGGAGGGCCUUUCACAAGCAAAGCAACAGAGGCUCAAAGAGAACAGCGAGACGUCUUCCUUGACGUGCCCGCUGUGUUGCAGACGCAAUUGGCAACAGUUUGAAAAUGAUAUGUGGCGGCUGGAGCAGUGGUUAACUCAUGCCGAAGCUACCCAGUCAACUCAGCAUAGUCCACCUACGCCAAUGGAACAGUUGGAGGAAGUUGCUCAAGAUCACAGGGAGUUCCUGAUGGAUCUUGAUGGCCACAAGUCAGUGAUAAUGUCACUCAACAUCAUUGGCAAGCAUUUAGCUGAACAUACACGUGAUGAGAGACGGGCCACACGAGUAAGAGAUCGUCUCACUGCUGCCAACCAACGCUGGGAAGCAGUGUGUGCGGCAGCUUCUGUAUGGCAGGCAAAGUUGCAAACCACCCUAAUGGGUAAUGCAGAAUUCCAUACUACUAUUUCUGACCUGCUUGCAUGGACAGAUACAACAGAGGAGAAUCUUUUGAAGAUAGCAGCUGAAGAGGACAUGGAAGAGCCAGCUCUGCGUGAUCGCGUAGGUCGUGUUCUGGAUGUACGUGCAGAAGUUGAACGGUGUGAACCACGUGUAGCAUCUCUGCAUGAAGCAGCACAGCAUCUUCUUCCCACACAACAGGAUGACCAGUGUGCUGCUGUACGUGAGCGCCUUGCACUUCUCUCUCGUCGUCUUCAGUUGCUACUUCAGAUGUGUUCUCAACAUCUGACUCAGCUGUCUCAGUUGCUUGGUCAAGACUUCACAAGUUCUUUGGCAUCACUAGCAUCUUCAGGGCUGUACGAGUCUGCCGAGUUCUCUUUCUCGCGGCCAACCUCACCCAGCUCCCUGACAGCGAGCUUCCAUUCUGAUGCUCAUGAUGGUCUAGGUGCUGAGGGCAGCAAUGAGGGCGUUGUGCAACGCUCAUACAGGUUCCUUGGGAGAGUGAUGCGUGCUGCCCUACCUAUUCAGGCCCUAAUGCUGCUCAUGCUAGGAGUGGCCUCACUAGUCCCAACUUCUGAAGAUGACUAUGCCUGCAGCAUGGCCAAUAAUUUUGCUCGCAGUUUUGACCCAAUGCUGCGAUACCCUAAUGGGCCGCCACCAUUCUAAGUCCGCAUAUCAUGCUCGCAACUCCAAAUGGAGUUUCCCGUCUUCCUAAGGAUCAGAAAUUCGUGAUAAUUAUUUUAACCAAAUGUGACUCCAAAAACUAUACAAAGUGUCUGAUUAUUCACAUGUGAAUGAAAGUGUGUGUGUGUGUGUAUAUGUAUAUAUAUGUAUGUGUAUUACACACACACACAUUAUAUAUAUAUAUAUAUGUCGUACCUAGUAGCCAGAACUCACUUCUCAGCCUACUAUUCAAGGCCAGA
This is a messenger RNA of Procambarus clarkii (red swamp crayfish), 68992 nucleotides long. The record is from RefSeq and is a predicted model, not a curated record. Lineage: Eukaryota; Metazoa; Arthropoda; Malacostraca; Decapoda; Cambaridae.